CCAAGAUGGCGAAGCUCGGUGAUGCAGAAGUGGGAAGGAAAACUCACGUUAAACUGCCUUGAAAAAUGGGAAACGUAACAGCCGGAGGCGUCAACGAAGGAGAAGACGAUGAAAACGAGUAUUUUGAGGUAUUGUUUUUGUUGAAUUGUUAAUUGAAUGUCCUCCGCUGAUGCGAUGAUUUUUGAUCAUCUUGGCCUAUGGAUUUUACAGCCGAAUUCAAGCUUUGGAUAGGAGAAAACCCGCAAGGAAAGUAGUCAUUUGUUUAAAAAAAAAAAAAUUCUUUAAAGCAGAUGAAAUUCAUUGCCUGAAAAAUUUUGCAACGGUAGUUUUCAUAAUGGAGUGUACUUAAAUAAUACCAAACCUUUAUCAUUUGCGUUUUGAGGAAGUAUGACUUGAUUCGCAGAAGAAUGGCUUUGGAAUUUAUCACCAUUGACUGUUUAAAUAACUUCCUAUAUUCUUUGUAACGGUAUAGUUUUGCAUAAUAAGUCGGCCGCUUUCAUUUGGCGUUGAAUUUUUGGCGUUGACUUGCUGCAAGAAGUCAAUGCAUUUUAAUGUUAUGUUCCAAAUUUAAAAAAGCUUUACUAUUUGCCCUAACAUUAAUUCUUAAUUAUGAUAGUCUGGUUGUAAUAUAAUGUAAUAUAUGCCUUUUGAAGGAGGUUUCAGUCAAAACAAUGUAAUUGCCGUGAAUGCUCAGUGUUACAUUCCCCAUACAAUGAACAUCUCACAUAACAAAAGACAUUAGUAGGUAUGGUAAAGCCCAUGAUAAACUGCACUCUCAUUAUACAUAAAUGAUUCUCCAUUCCCUUAGCCUCUUACGCAGAUGUCUUAGGGUGGGAUGCACGAUGAAGCUCCGAAGACCAUCUAUGUAAGAUGUUACCAGUCCCUUGGCACCUGGUUUUACUGUGGUUUCCCUUUUAACCAGAAAGAUCUAGAGCCAUGCAGUUGCAUAAAACUCAGUGUCUGAAAUAACAGCAAAUACCUGAUAUUUGGCCCAGUCAAACUCUUUAUUUUAACUUCAGAUACAUGUCAGUAGUUACAUCUGACAUUACCUUACGUUUCACUUUCCACAAUGUUAGGUUGAGGCUUAGUGUCCUAAUCUGCAAAAGGAAAAAGAAAACUGUUAAAGUAAUUAUUUCCAAAUUUUCCUUUCUAUUUUGAUGCAGGAUGGACAGGAAGCAGGCUCUGGCUCAUCAGGUAUGGAUGUUAUGGUUAAAAGAAAUUUAAUUGCAGACCAAUAUUUAGGCAAAUGCACCUAGUGCAAUGCUGUUUUAUUCCUUCACUGGGUGAAAAUAUUAUUAUUACUUUUGUUUGGAAACACUGCACAAAGUAUUUGAAAUCUUAAGUCUUGUUGUUACAUCUGUAAAAAAAUAAGGUAUUAAUGGUAACCAAAAGCUUUUACUCUAGAGAAAUUUCAUAUUCCUCCACCCCUCCCUCCCCUCCUUCCCCUCUCUACCCUCUAUCCUAUUUUCUUGCUCUGUACAUAAGGCUGUUCAAUCCUGUGUUAAAAGGAUAACUAUUCUUCAAGCAGUUGGGUCGAAAUUCCCCAACAUUAUGGAAUGCCACCUACUGAUAAGAGUGUCGGCUGUAAAAUCGCAGGGUCCAUGACUAUUUGUGCACUCACAAAGGAUGCCGAUGCAUGUCGCAUCUUUUGAAUCUCUGAGUAAGGUGCUAUAGCUAGCUUCUUGUUUCCACGAUACAGAGAUAAUUUAACUUAAGUAAAUCGAUAAUUUGUCUUCUGACGAGAUGAUCGUGAGAUGCUUUUGCACUACUCUCCCUUUUAAUUAGGAACUGCAGUUACUCAACUUUUAAAUUAUUCAGACUUUAUGAAAUAUUUUAAAGAUUUAAGCCAGUAGAAUAUAUAGAAUGCCAGAAAAACAAACAUAAAGUCGAAGGGUUUCAAACAGAAAGGUGAUCACCUAAAUUACAUGUUUGUUUGUCUUGUAUUUCCAUUCCAGUUACUGACCUGUUUCCAAAACUUUUUUUCGUUGCCAGCUGAUAUCACUGAUCAGGGAGCUUUAGACCUUGCAGUGCUGUUUGAUCAUGGCCUACUCCGGGAUGCCGCGUCAAAAAUCAAGUAAGAGAUUGCUUAAUUGAGCUACAGAUGUGUUUAUCUACAUCACAAACUCUGUCCUUGUUUGUGGUUAUGUUUUGUUUUUGUCUAAAAAUAAUGGUAUUUACAAAAAUUAAAUUAAUAAUAAUUCUUGCUAGAAAUUUGCAACAAUAGUGAUCUGCAUGAAACAGGCAAAAAACCAAGUCCAUGUUAAAACUGUAAUCAUUUUACAUGAACAAGUUGGGAAUUGCAGUGGAGAAUUUUUGAAAAAUAGUUUCAUCGUUGUUACCCUAUUAUACAUAUGAAUCAAUGAUAAAGUAGUAAUUUCUCCCUAAUUUUUUUUUUGAAGAGAGGAGCCAAGUGAGUCAUUUCUGCAGCAGCAUUCCUCCAGCAUUGUGCGAUGGCUAGAAGAAAGAACGUCCAGGCAUGAGGUUAGUACUGUAUGCUAGCCAGGUGCUUGUACUUUGUACUUGUCAAAGUUUUUGCUUCAUAAUUUUACAAAUUUUAUUUUAUUAUUGAAUAUAUAAUUACCUUUUAUUGGGUUUUCUGGUUGCGAUUAUUCUUGUUAUUUCCCAAAACCAUCUUAUAAAAUUAAUAAAUUAAAACAUGAUAUUUUUCUUUACUACAGGAAUUUGUCAGCCUUUCCCAGUUUACUGACAUGUUAACAGGAAGAGGAGCAAGCAAGGAAGACUGUUUAGAGGUAAUUUACAUAUUUUUUGCUGUCAUUUACUAUUAUUCUUAUUUAGCUAUGCUUUUUUUUCAGGUACACUGUAAAUUUAAAUCUGUGCCAGUUAAAAUCUUUUUAACUCAUCAGUACUAAUAUUGAUAGUGAGUUCUUAACUACACUAGGUAAUAUAAUGGUAAAGGGCAACUCUGUCGUUUGUUAUGCUUCUCUGGUGACUGUAGUCUAUACUCUAUUCCUUGUGAAGUGAAGAUCGCACAUGGAUCAGAGUGGCCUACAAACUUAGUUGGCCCAUAUAUAUUUCUUUGUAUAUACCCCAUGGUGUCCAUCUGCCUUGACGUCAUCAAGUGUGAUGUCACAGAGCAUUCUGUUUUUCAGGCAACAGCAGACAGCAUUGGACCAAGUUGCCAAAGAUGUGAUAAAUUUCAACAGCAGAAGUAUAAUAUAAGAUGUUACACAUAGGUGUUAGAUUGUCUCAGUUUAUAAUUUUUACAAACUCAUCCAAAAUAAAAUGCUUACCGAGCUGGUUCCUUUUUCAUUUGUAUAGUUAUUCAGUCAAUUUGAUGCUGAAGGAGAAGGCUUUGCAGAUGUAGAAACAUUUUUGGAGGUACUUACUAAUUUCCCAUUUAUUUUAUCAGUUAGGGUACAUUUACUCGUGCUAAAGUGUUGUUGGUCGUAAAAGUUCUAGUAUAUUCAAAUAUUUUUUAUUUUGUUGCUAUACUGAAAAUUUUUUUUUUGCCCUGGGCAAGCAAAAUUUGAGCACUUCUCAUUCUUAGGAUGAGUUGAAAUAAUUCAAUUUUUAUCUAAGCCCUGCACAAGCACCCUAAAAGUAGUUUAUCUUGUUUUAUGUCGUGGUUUCAUCUCUGAUGUUAAUAUUGUUCCUAGACCUUGCAAGCUUUUGGUGGUGGUAUCAGUGCUAAAGGUGACUUGAGGACUUCAAUCAAGACACUACAGAACUGUUCUCUUACACCAGGUACAUGAAAAUUAUACUGAUGCACUAAGUUAUUUAUUUAUAUAUGUAUGGUGGGAUUUGAUUCAGGGCUUCAGUGGAAUGACCUGUCCUUAUCUUGAGAAAUUUGACAUUUUUAAACAAUUCUGAAGAUUGUUUAUUUGAUUAUCAUCAGUUCUUACCUUAAGUUUUCAUUUAACACUGCAUAUUCAUAAUAUAAAAAAAAUGGCAAUUUACAACAGCUUUGUAAAGUUUCAGCUGUAUGUAGAUUUUCCUGAAAAAGAUAACUAGUUGUUAGUAGCUACUUGAAACCUUUGACAACAUCAAGUUCUUCUUGUACAGCUGUAAUAUGAAUAUUGUUACCAUUAGAGGGUUUAUAAAGAAAAGCUAAGAAAGUGUACUUAAAGCUAAGUUAAGCUGCCCUACCACCACAUACUGCACUUUAAUGUCACAUUCAUUUCACCAGCUAGGUUUGGACACUAUCAUGUGGGUUUUGGAGAACAAGGCUGAAAGGUGAAAGCUAGAAGUCAUCUCCAACCAACAUGUGUGUUCAUAUCCCUGGGUGGGUACCAUUCUUGGGGUGUUCAACUCACUUCCUUCUUCUUAGACAGGGGCGGAUCCAGGAUUUUUUUGAGGAGGGGGUGCACUCGUCUCUUGCUCUACUUCAACACCAAUAAACCACAUGGUUUUUUUUUUACAGAAUACCAGUUGUAUUAGAAAACCGUAGGUCAUCUCAGGGGGGGGGGGUCCUCACCCCCUGCACCCUCCCCCUAGAUCCGCCCCUGUUAGAGCAAGUUUCCCUUGGCCCUACAAUUUACCAGUCUCUUGAAGAAUGCAAUCUGGAACACAGCUAAUAGUAACGUGAAUAAAGCAACUUCGUGCAAUUUAUGUACUCUUAUAUUUAAGUUCUUAUUGAGGAAAGACAAUUUAAACUUCCAAGGCUAUUGAAAUAAUAUUCAUGCAGUGAUUUCAUAUUGUCAGGAUUUGUUGAUGUGUUUGCUGAUAACAAAGAAGCAGUUGUUAAUCAUGGACAUAAGUUACUUAAGGUAAAGUUAUAGGAGUUGUUUGAUGCUGUAAUCUUAUUAUGAUGGUCGUGUGGCGUGCAUUGUAUAAUGGUUUUGCAAAAUUCACUGUUAAAGGAAAGAUGCCAUAUUGGUAAAGGUUACCAUGAUUUAAACUGUCUCUAGGUACAUUUGAUAGCUCAUAACAAAAUAAUGUCCCUUUGUAAGUUUUUUUUUUUUGUCAGAAAAAAUAGAUCAGGAAUUGUACAUCUAACACAGUACCCACCAAAUAUUAUACCAUGAAUUAAAUUAAUAUUACUAAUUUUUUACAAGUAUCCUAAGAGAAACACGUACAUGUAUCAUACUGAGAUAUAUAUGAAAUCACUGCUUUUAUAAAGAAAUUCUGCAUGCCAAUUAAUAUUGAUAUGUUAAAUAAUUUAUUAUACAUAUAUUUCUUCAGUUCUUGCUGAGAAACAGGGCCAAUAGCACUUCUUUUCCCCUACCUGCCUUGGAGGGCUUCUGCAAUACUUCAGAAAUGAGACUCAAAGUGUUACAAGCUCACAUGGAUGCUUUAAAGGAAAAAGGUACAUGUAUAAAUUGCUCAACACAUCUUUAAGAUUUUUUAAAAAUUGGAGAAAAGAAACUGCCAACAUUUCAGUGAAGGGAAGAAGGAGUUUUAAAGCCAAAAAUAAAUUAUUCAUGGUGGUUAAUUAUCAGCUUUAAGUCUUUGACUUAACAGGAUAUAUAAAACAGAUGCCAUGGGCUUAAUCAUUACGUUUAGUUUAUCUGGUGCAAUUUUCUUAUCUGUUUUGUUUUUUAAUCCUUUUGUUUUUCAUUAGCUGAGGUAAAGAAGCAAGUCCCUUCUGUGGAAGAGGGUGAAGUGCUGAGACCAUUGUUAAAAUGUUACACAGGAAUUGAAGUAUCCAGCAACAAGGGUGAUGUUUCAAGGUGACUGGUUAUUGAUGUUAAGUUUAUUUUCUUUACUUGUAUGAGGGUUCUAUCUGAUAUACAAACAUUUUUCUAUAAUCAGUUGUUCUCUUGAUUAAUACAUAAGAUGUGGAUUUUUUAAACUGUUGGAAUAACACAUAACUUUUGUGAUUUAAGAUCUGUAUUGUUAAGCUUGUCUCAGUUUAUUACAUGGAGAAGGGAAAGCUAUCCCAAUUUCUUCUGUAUCCUUUUUGACCUGUAACCUAUACUGUUGAUCUGCUAACCCUAAUGUCAAAAUCCAUAUGAGGUACCAGGAUUACUCUAAGGCAUGCCCUUAUUUGUGAGUUAGAGGCAAAAUUUGAUGCAGACUAGGAGUCCUUACCACUAAAGAUUUGGAUGUAACAACUCAACUGAAUAAUAAUAAGUGUAAGAGCUGUGUUUUGUUGUUCCUCUACUUAGGUUAACCAAUGGUGAUGCUAGUUCCUACUGGCAAUCGGAUGGCCCAGCUAGAUCUCACUGGAUUAGGUAACUGGACUGAGAACAGUUUAGAGUUCAUAGGCAGUAAUGUUUAAAAUAGCUUAUUGAUGGGGUCAUAGUGCCUAAAAGCAUUGUUAAAAAGUUGGAUUUUGUCUGCUUGAGAUUAUGAUUAAAGACGAAUCAAGUCACACUCUCUUUCAACCACCAGAUUGUGCUCUCACCCUUGCUUUUCUUUGUUUACUCUGUUCUUUUUCACAGCAGCUUCUGCUCAAUUUUUCAGGUUAAGAAUGCGACCUAAUGUUGUUUUGAAGCAACUUUCAAUCAAUGUGGGAUCUUCUGACCAAAGCUACAUGCCACAGCAUGUUGUAGUUUCAGCAGGGCGAGAUGAUCAGAAUUUGAGAGAGAUCAGUGACUCUAGGAUUCCCAGGUAUUGCUGCACUCAACUUUCUACUUACAUACCAUACUGAUAGGGAAUUUAAAUGAGGUUCUGUCAAUUUUCAUUAAUUGAGUGGUAUUAAUUUGAAAAGUUUGGUGAUUGCGCUUUUGGGAAAACUAUAAAGUAUGUUUCCUGACAAUCCUGAUAUUCAAAUUACUUGCCUGCCAUGAACUACAUGUAGCUCCUGCUUCAUUUCUCCUGAACUUUAGAAACAUAAAUCCCAACAUUCAAAUAAAAUGCUCCUGACCUGAUGAAGUUUAAAUAGUGUUAUCACCUUUCCGUUACAAGUACACAGCGCCAAAACACAAUGAUGUGAGGCUCUGAGGCAAGUAGGUGUGUCAAAUUUGUUAGGAGUGGAAGUUUGAUGUCUUAGUGGCUAGUGUAUUGGGCUAAUUUAUUAUAGUUAGAUUUGAAUGAUAACAUGUGACCAGGUUAGCUUUAGGUAUCCUUUCAUAGCACACCUUGAUCCAUCUUUCAGGGUAAAUGUAUCAGCUACAUUCUAACUAACAUGUACCACCUAAAUUGCAGAGUUGUAAUGGAAUCUAACACCUCAAGCUAUUGUAUGCUAUGUCCAGCGGCUUGAUUAGCUUCAGCUCUGUGGGUCUGUUGUGGCUUGUUUAUAAAACUGUCAACUGGAAUUGCAGCUGCUGGGGUGACUUUGUAAAUUAAGCUCACAGUACUUCUGUAACCCAAUCCAUGUAAUAAUUGAUUCUAGCUUAUUUUCCAUUUGCUUCCUCAGUCAGUUCAAUGGAGACUUUGUUUUAGUUGAAAAUGUGAAAAUUCCUUAUCCAGGUUAGUCGAUAGUCAAUACAUCAACCUGGUGCACUACACAGCAAUGAACUAGACCAUGCUGCAUUACGUUACAUAGCAUCACGUGACAACAGACAGCAGAAAACAGCACAGUGUUGUACAGUGCAGUUCAACAUAGUUGUAAUCCAUUUGUUGAUGAAAUUAUAUCUUGUUUUUGCCAUCACCCAAAUGACUUUAAAUCAAUUUACCCUUUCAUGACAAUUAUUUCUCUCUAUUUUGCUUCCUUUCCAGCACCACAAUUGUGAUUAUUAGUCUUUUUGUCUCUACAGUAAUACAAAUUAACAUACGGAGAUGCCACAGUGAUGGAUGUGAUACAAGGAUACGAGGAAUCAAAGCCGUAGGCUAUAGGUAAUUGCUUUGCAAAAGUUGCUUUCCAGGUACUUUUUAGGAUUCCAUUUCUAAUAAGAAAAGGUUACGCAGGGAAUAAUGGUUACAGUUUUUGCUGUGUUUUUUUCAAGAUUCAGUCCUAUUUCUAUAUGCAUGUAGUGCUGCAAUGUCUUUGAUUUUUAUUUUAGAGUGGAUAUACAUUAGAAUACUUUUCACCUUGUGCAAUGUUGUGUACUUUUAUUCAUAUUUUCUUUGUGUCUUUUUGUUAAAGAGUUUUAAAGAGCAAAGGUAUGAGUGUCAGUGAUGCAUCAGCAGUAUGGUUUCUGUCUAUUUUGGGUGCCACAGCCUCAGCAGCUAUGCCUAUGGCACCACAUCUUAGGGAUAUUAUCUUGGCUCAUACAAAGUAAGCAAAGAACCUUGAUACUCCUAAUGUAACAAAAAAAAUUGCAGCAUGUAUUAUUAAAGAUGAGAGCAGACUCCCUGUUCUCUCUAAUUCACACACCUCUCUGUGUUAAAAAUAUCAGGUAAUUCAGUUUGGGAUAUAAGUAUAAUUUAUAUACUAUUGACCAGUACCCCUCCAAUCGCCUUAUUUCAUUAGUCCCUAUAACCUGCACUACCUAUUGUUUUCAGGGAUAGGGGCAUUGUUAUGUCACCAUCCCUAUUGUUUUUUCCAGUCAAUCACAAACCUUGUUUGGAAUCGGAGUAGGUCGACCCAUAUAUGUUGUUGGUAAAAUCUGUUUUCAGGUUAAACCAGGAUUUCCCCUGUCUCCUAUAAAUAAUUAGGGUUAAGAAACAAAGGAAUUUCUGAAUCAAACUAGAUCUUGAUUUUACUGAUUUUACCUAAGAUCGUUUUCACCCUCAGCAUAAUGCUACCAUUUGGCCUGCAUGGAGCCCCAGCUACAUUUCGGAAAGUGUAUGGUGUUCUCCGUUUAAAAAAUAUAGGUCCCCUCCUUAUUUGUUAAUUGUGAACUCACUUUUCUAAUUUUCAUAUGUAUCUUAGUGAGCUUUGCAUUUUAAACUAAAUAAUGAUCCCUUGGGUUAUGUGAUUGUUCAGUAAGAUCAUUGAAAGUUCACAUUCUCAAGGGCAUCAUUUUAAAGCUUGCCUUUUCUUUUCACCCAUAAAUUGUUUUUUUGUUCGCUUGUUUUUUUUUCUCUCCAAUUAAAGGUCUGCUUUGAGUCACAUGAAGCCGAUGUCUUUGUCCAUAACAUCACCAGACAGGCCAGCUUCUUUAUCUCAGAAUGUCCUUGAAGAAAUUGAGAAUUUUUUACUGUCUAUUGUGCGGUAAGAUGCUGUAUAUCUUAUACAGUACACACAGAUCCUUUCACUAUUUGCAGUGCUGUGCUUUCAUAAACAAAGUUUCAUAACAGAAUUUGAACCUUACAAAAGAUCAAUAGCACAGUUUUUUAAACCCAAUUUUUCUUGUCCUUAUAAAAUUUUAUGUGAGCCAUAAAAGAGACAUCCUUGUCAUGCAAUUGAAUCUCUUUUCUUUUGUUCUGUUCUAGACUUGAAGGUUUAAUUCAACCAGAGGGUUUAAAGAUUUUAUUGGAAUUUACCUUAGCGCGUGGAAAUCUAAAGAGUAUUUUUAGAGUUUUAAAAUUAUUAUAUGGUAAGCUUUUUACUCUUGUUACAUGUACACCAUUCUGAUAUGGUAUUUUCUGAUAGCUUUUUGCAUCAGUGAUCAUUUUUUCUUAUGCUGCCAGAAACGUACUGUUUUUACUUGACAUAGAUUAUUUGCCUUGACUCAAUAAUGAAUGGCUUGAAGUGGUGCAUGACAUAAUGUGUGCAAUAUUUCCAUUUUUAGAAAUUGCUCACGAAGAUUUUGCUGCUUCCGAAAUUGUCAACGCACUUGAAGAUGUCCAUCUGAAAGCAACAAAGCAACAUGGUGAGAACAAAACAUUUUUUCCAAUAUAUUCUGUCAGGUCAGACCGUAUGCUGUGUGCUGUGUUUAUUCAUACCGUGUUGGAAAAGAUUAACCAAUUUCGCUUCCAAAUCAAGGCAAUUUAAGCUUUACAGAUUCUGCUAGUGUCUCUAAGUGCUUGGUUUUAACUUUGUGUGAGUUGGCUGUUUGUUCUUGUGUUUGUUGAUAUAUCGUUUUUGUAGCUAUUGAUCUCACCACUACUUUUUCUUGUGGAUAUUUUUCUAGGUGGAUAUUUAAAAAUGUCUUUGUCAUCAUGUGAUGGAGGGCACAAAGACAACCUUUCCAAACCAGAAAAUGUUUUGACAGACAACUGGUCAUCUGAAGGUAUCGUGCACUUUUAAGUGACAAUUUCAGUUUUUGAAAAUCUGUUAAGCUUGUUUGAUAUAGACUUACCACAUAAUAACAAAUUCUCUUACCAAGGGCCUGUUUACAUGGAGGUGGGGGACCCCAGAUAGGUGAGGUAACAUGUGGCAGGUCGCCCCACCUAUCAUGUUAACCUGAUCAAAUUAAAACGAGAGAUAAAAAAAAUUGUACAUUGCUUGUUUACCUACGAAGCACUUAGGAGUUCAUAUGAACUCGUUUAAACGUGUCCGUGCAUUCCAGAUCGAAUUGGAAUUUGGAAGUGUUGGUUUUGGAUGUUAUAUGGACAGGCGGGUUACCCCACCUAAGCGGGUUACCUCACCUACCUGGAGUCCUCCAUCUCCAUGUAAACAGGCCCUUAGUACCUCAGCAUUGGAAGGUGACUUAACAUUAAUACACUUAAUAUUUAUUUCUUCCUCUAACUCUAGCUGAUCCGGAUUUUGCCAUAAAAUUACAUUAUGCCCGUAUCUAGUUGCUUUUGGAAUUUAUCAAACAAAGGCACUAAAUAUUUUUGAAUUUUUUCAGCUUACUUGUCAGAAAGUGGAAAAACAACGGUGACAAUGAUGUUUUCAAGUUCAGCAUCUGUUCGCGUCAAACUGACUCGAUUGAUUAUCAAAGUAGGUCAAGAGUGUUUCUUCAUCAAAUCUAUUACGGAAUGUUUAACCACAGGUAGCCUAAGCUCUAAGUCUAUUGCCUUUGUAACGUAAUGGGAGGGUCGUGAUAGCAUUGCGUGAUUCGUCAUUUUGCACAUGUCGCAAAAUUGUGCAUAACCUUUUUUGUUUUACUUCCCCUUCUGGGGUUAGAAGGUGUAUUAUGGGAGAUGUGCAAAUGGAAAAUAUAGAAAAUAUAAGGAUUUGUAUCGGGGAAAAAGUGUGCAAUUCUCACGGUAAAAGUGAGAACCUUAUUAUCAUUAUUUUUAAAUAAAUAUCACGAACCUUUGGAGAUUUGGAGCCAUGUAACAUGUAACCCGUAGGAUCAACUUAAUGCUGUGACGUAUCUUUUUAUCUCCCAGGUUUCCAAAGGACCGAUCGGUCCCUCUCAUGGACUUGUUUUUGUUCUAGAUGAUCUUAAGAGGUAUGCGUAACUCUUGUGUCUGCUAUUUGUCUUCAUUGUCUGAUGUUUUAAGAAACACAACUUAACAUUUUCUGUUUUGCAAUGUUUAUUUCAGAGAUGAAAAAGAAAAAGAGCAUGAAGGAGAAACACAUGAAACAGAUUUUCUCAGCAAGUAUAACAACUGGAGUAAAGAGACCUACUCUAGUUUUCUGGCAAGGUGCAUUUCCACUUAACUUUGCUUAUUUGUGUCUAGCAUACCACUGGGCGUUUCUUGAAAACACUGGCCCAUUCGCUGUGAAUCGUGUUCUUUCUUAAUAUCUUUUUGCUACAUUUUCACCUUUUUUGCAUCUUCGACUUAAUUUCUAAAAGUGUGUUUUCUUUGCUUUCCAGCCACAAAGACAAUUCUGAUAUAAGCCAUGAUGAUCCAGUGGCUUUCUUUGCCCUUGAAGAAGACUGGUAUGCACUAGCGAGUACACUUAGAAUAUUUUCCCUGAACGGAUUUUUCUGUGUCCCGUAAAUCUGCAGACACAAAAGUGUUUUUUUCGUAAGGUAGUUUUAUGUAUCCUUGAACUAUAGACACGGUGCUUAUUUGCGACAUAUCGCAAGUCCAUCUUGGAGUUAAUGUCUUUUAGUUAAUUAUUAUUUGUCAGCUACUUUAUUUUCCUACUACGUACAGUUAUGUAAAUAUCUUAUAUAGUGUGAAUAAAGAAUUGAAUUGAAUUGAAUUGAGUUGAAAAUACGACGCUAAACGUAUCCUUGCCUUUUCAAUUAUUGAACAGUUCGAGAAGGUUUUUUUAACAUUUUCUUGAUAAUUGUGUUUCACAGAUGAAACUGCAACAUGUUUUGUUGCUUAUUGUGUGGAUUGGUUGUUGUUUUAGUUUAUCGUCAUUAGUGCUCUAACAGUGUUAAAUAUAGUUUGAUUUCCUUCUUGACUAAUUUCAGGGAUGAGGUUGAAAUCCAUGUAGACCGAGUUUUGAUAGGAAAGGUGAGUUUGGUUUGCUGCUUUGGGUCCCUUCAACAUUACAGAAUAUAUCCAGACUGAGCCGAAGUGAUCUCACAUGCCGUUCUCAAAUAUUCGCUUGUUUCCAUAAACAAUCGUCUUUGGUUUGUUAUGGUCCCUAUCAGUUAUGACAAGGGGGAGCCUAGUUUUGCCCUUUCGUGUCUCUGCCAUGCUAGCCUGGAGGUGUCACUCACAAAGUACCUUUCCUGAAUGAGGAGUGGCCCGCCAUACUCGGCGAUCCUGUGUAGACUGAUUCCCAAUUUUUCAUUGAUCCCGUAGGUUUUCACUCACUUAAUCCUUCCAUCGCUCUGUUACUUCUGGCUCCAGUAUAUAAGGCAGAUACAACUAACUCACGAGCGCAAAUACUCUUUCCUUGAUUCGUUGAAGUAUCGAAAUGCGGCUCAGCUCUAAUGACUUCGUCCUGUUAUAUUCUUUUUUUAAUAAUCACCUAUAACUAGUAUUGUGAAUUAACUGUGAACUGUUAGCCUUUCCCAGAUUGUGUUUUGAAAAUCACCCUUAAGGCUUCUUAUUGAACAAGAACAUAAAGUUUUUUGGGUUUGUUUGUUUUCAUAGUAUGUUGUUCUCAAGUUCUUGGGCGCAAGAAAAGAAAGUGCAGAAAGGAUAGGCGUUCUUGGAGUACACUUCUAUGGUUAUGAAGUCAAGCCAAACUGCCCUUUAAACGAAGACUUGUACUUGGUAAUAUUUUUUGUCCGUAUUUCACGCUUAUGUUUCAACUUUUCAAUCCUCUGUUGCGGGUGUACAUUAACACUGUUAAGUAUCACUUUUGUUGUAAAAAUGACGGACACGCAACAGUACUAUACAGGAGUUAGUUGUUUCCAACGUCCUGUAAGUAGCAUUCGAAUAAAGGUGAAUUUCCACUGUUGCGUAAUUUUUUUCGGCGUACGCACGUAAAUAUUACGCGCGAAACGACAUAGAGUCAGUGUAUGGAAGGUCGCGCACAAAUGUAACGGUUGAAACUCGCUCAACUUUUACGUUUAGGCGCGGCUUUACAUACAUUGACUCUAUUUUAUUAAUGGGCGUAAAAUUCACGUGGGUACGCGGAAAAAAUUACGCGACAGCGGAAAUUCACCUUUACUCUCAAAUCCAUGUACAAGAGACGUUUCAACGCUACUAUCUCUAUCCCGUUAAUAAAUGUCGUCAGACUAGACGAAGGGUAUUUACGUUGAAAUUUACUUGAAGUUGUCAUUGGUUUCGAUUAGAAUGAUGUUGCUCCUGUUCCAAGUGGUCAGACAGUGGAUGGCUCCACUCUGUUUAUCAGAGUUUUAUCAUUUCUUGACGAAAUGGCAAAGGAUCAGGUACUACUGUUUGGUGGUUCGUACAGUUUUAGCUUUGUUAAUGUAUUUAUUGUAGUCAAGUUAGUCGACAUGCAACAUUUUACAUGUGGCGUUAGCUGUAUCGGGCGCAUGGGCUACUUCGUUUUUCUCGCACAGAAAUCGUAUUAACCUGCAGCAUAAUACUAUAAAAUCAAUGCCGUCACAGCCGAUUGUCUUGGUCACAGCUCGUUCGUCCCUGAGGUUCAACGAUCUAUAACGUAACUUGCCUAAACCCUCUGGUUAAGUCAUUACUUUUCCCGAUUUUGUCGGCAUUUUGAGAUCAUUCUAUCAUAUAUAUAUUUAUAUAUGUUUAAAUUCCAGAUUCACGUUAAAUCAAGACCAAAGAACCCUCCCAUGUAUAAAGAGAAGGUGCGUAUAUAUAUUCAUAGAAUCAUAGCCUCCAUCUUUUCACACUGAUGAAUCCCGCUGUACACAUCCAAUAUCGUCUAACAUUGGUAGAUCCAACAAGAUUGAAUGAUAUUGGUGGCUUUUAAUUAGUUUAAACUCAUUUAGUUCUGAUACAACAUCAAUCAACAAGGUCCAAAAUGAGCCAAUAAAUCAACGAAUAGCGUCCAACAAUGUUGGAUGAGGUCGGACCAAUAUCUUGGAAUGAUCCUGAAAUGAUCCUUUGUCCUUCUUGGAUAACUCUGCGUGAUUUAAAAGCGGCAAAUGUAAGUGCACGUGCUUGAGAUUGUUUAUUCCUUCAUAAUUAUGACAAAAUGAAAAACAGUGUGGCGAAGAAAAAUGUAUAGAUCUAUUUUCGCCGAUUUUCGCCUCAUUGUUGAGUACUUCAUGAGAUAUUUCCGGUCGUCGUUCGUUAUUGCAUCCAUAAAGGGCGCAACAUAAGCAUCAUGUCAUCUUCGUAUUUGCCUUAUUUGUUUUUGAUACUGCGAAUUCUUCAUUAUUACAGAGUAAACAUGCUCAACCACGUUCUCUUUGCAUUGUCUGUUUUUGUAACAGUGAUAAAUAUACUGUUCUUAUAUCCUGUUUGUAUGUAAAGAGAGUUUGGUGUAACAUCUUAGACUGACUUAUCGUCCAAUUUUUUAAAUGUUCAGGAGGGUCAGCUAGAGUUAAGCAGUGUCAGUCUUGAGCUCAUCUGGGAUGUUUAUACACUUGUUACAAGCAGGUAAAUAUCCGCAUCAUUCCUCGUAGUUUCCAGCAAGCAAGGGUGAUCUUAACUCUAGUGGUGACCAACUCAGCAGCAAGGUUGAGUUUAAACUGUACCAACGAACAACGACACAUUUAAAUAAUCAAUGAAAAUGCAAUCUAGGGAGUCUAGCGACACUUUGGACUACAAGCAGUGACUACGGAAGUGUCUAGUACGGUAACGGGAAGUAAUUUUUUCCCGCCAAGUAGGGAGUUAAAGACACCAAGACGGCGUUAGUGGGGAAAACGUCGCUUAAAAAGUGAAUUCGCAUUAUUUUCCGAGUCUUUACUGCGAUUAUUCCAACUCAUUUACUUUUGAAAUGCAGGUGGACUCUUCUGAAGUUGAAAUCAUGCAAUAAUCCCCGACAUCGAAGAAAUGUAGAAAAAAUGUGGUGUAAAUUAUGCAAAGUUUUCAAGUUUUGUCAGCUCUUGGUUAUUCACAGCACUUGGUGAAGUAUUGACCUCUUUUCCAUCUACUGUAUUUUGUGUAUUUACAGCUGUACUUUUCAGAAGUUAUCAAGGAUGACAAAAAAAAAAGGAUAAAAUGCGUAUAUGAUGCAAUUUUGUUUUAAUCACCGGUGCACUUAGCAUGAAAAAUACACCUAAAUACUUACUUACUUCACGACCACAGCGUGAAAAUGUCUAAUUGUACGUUUUGUGGGGGGAGUAAACAAGCGACGACAAAAUUUUCUCUUUCUAGUUCGCCUACAUUUGGCAAAGAAAGAGAGUUAGAAUUAUCACUUUAAAGACUGAAAUAACGCGACUUCUAUUUUUAAUUAAAAAGCGAAGUUUUUACUGCUCUCGCGAGGCACUGAGGGGUGGCGGGAGAAAAUUACUGCCGGUCUCCACUACUUCCGUAGUCGUUGUUUUAGGUGGCUCGACUGGAUUUUUUGGGGUUGAUACUACCCAAGUUUGAGCAUUAACUACGUCGGCAUGAGUAAAGAUAUGAAAAAAGGUUACCACAACUGUAUUAUAUACAGAUGGAAACUUCUUCUGAUCUGGGUUUCAUUGCAAUCGGAGUCGCCAUGGCAACGUAAUGACGCCAUUACGUUUUUCAUUUAUCGUUGUGUUUCUCUGCACCAGGAGUUUUUUGAAAAAAUCGCUUAAGGGAGUAUGUACCUGCCAUAAUUGCCUCCAUUAUCGCAAAGUUUGAAGAAAUUCUAUGAGAGCGUUUUCGAAAUAUUUUGAAAUGCAGUUUUAAGAACCAUCAAAGCAGUGAAAUAGCAUGCUAGCCGCGAAAUUCGCUAAUAUUUUAAGAAAAUGAUAAGCUUUGGAAUCGCAGCUUCAUCUCAUAGUGGUUUGAUUCCAUUCAAAACUGCAUACAAAAAAAGAGGGGAAUUGCUCUGGGCGAUCGCGAGUAAGAAUAAUUUUAUUAACUUGUAUUCAGCUGCUUUUGAUACAGUUUUUGGAGGUAAUUUGGUCCAUGCCUAAAAAUUUCGCAUUUUUCCAAAAACCGCUCGAUAAUUUUUUUUAUAAAUUCGACAAUCCCGAGAUCAAUCGUCAAGAAAUAUUAUGGUAUUGUUUUCAAGUUUCAUAUGCACGUGCACAACUAGCAAAAGAUAUAAAUUUGCAUAAUUAAUAUAUUCCAUGUAGUUAUGAAUAUCUGAGUGCGGAGUGAAGAAUUAUAUGAAAGAAGAUCAUAGCAAUUAUAAACGCAACUUUUACAGUUGCGAAAAGAAAGCCUCAAAAAAAAUUCAGGCUCGUACGGGAUUCGAACCCUUGACCUUUCUUUUCUGGCUCGCUUUUCGCAACUGCAAAGGUUACGUCCAUAACUGCGAUGAUCUUCGUUCAUAUCUUCAUCCACUUACUUAGGCAUAUGAAACAAAGCAACUUCAUUUCAUCUCUCAGUUCUUAUUUUUGUCACUCUUCGUAACAUUUCUUCAGGUCAGUAAAUUACCAGUCCUGUUGUUUUGGUUUAUAGGGACUUGAAACACAAGAAAGUAGUUGUGGCGAGUCUGCUCCUUCUUCGUCUGUUAUACCAAAGCCUUCCUUUUCUCAAGUCUGGUCUCAGGGAUUUAGCUUCUGAUACCUCCGAUAAAGCCGCGUUUGAAAAGGUGUGGUUACUGAAACUAUUGCCUUUACUAAAAUGUUAGUGUGUAAAGUACUAAUCGCUAAUUGAGAACACUGCUUUCAUCUCGCCUAUUGGAGACGGUAUCGCUAUUCUGCAAUGUCGUUAUUUAAAAAAGACACCAAAAACGCACUCUAUGCAUCUACAUAGAAUGCCACCAAGGUUCCAUGCAAAUUUAGACUGGCUUGCAUGGCUUGCUAGGAUUAAUUGUUUUAGUGCAUCAAGUCAUUAUUAUGGCAACGUUAAACUGUGAGAACAUCUUUAAAUUGUCCUGAAAUAUCAACAGGUCGACAUUUGUUAUGCCUUCGAACCUCAGAUUCAGUUUAUCCAGAGUCGAGUUGGGAUAUUAUGUGUCUGCAGUCUUUGAUGUUGUGGAUAUCUGACUCACGAGAUUUAGCUACAAAAAUAAUAUAUUUUUCUUCUCUUUUCUGCAGCAGCAUCAACUCUCCUCCAAGAUUUUUUCUUACUUGUGUGAAGUUGUUGACGACGAUAAAGAUGUUUAUGAUAAAAAGAUUUAUGAGAUUUCAAAACUGAUCAUACUAGAGGGUAAAUAGCCUAUUUUGAUAUAAAGCCGUUCUCUGUGAAAUCAACUCGCAUCAAGCUUGAAUUUUUCCAGAUUUACCCAGUUGUAGCUGCAUUAAUUAGCAACAUCUUGUCUUGCAGUUCUCCCCCCCCCCCUCCCCCCCGCCCCCUAAAGUUGAAACUAGGGAAAAUUUCUGGAUACACUCGUCCAAAUUUGUUUGCGAGGUGAGGGGAGGGGCUGGGCGUAUGUGAAUCGGAAAGCUGGAAAACGCCCCAGAAAAGCAAAAGUGUCCCAAGACUUUUGUCCAUGUUUGUAGUUCUACUAUUCGAACGCUAGUGUAGUUUCUCAGUUACUUCAUGGAUAGCUGUAACAAGUGGAAAGGUCUUUAUGCGGUUUUUUUUUAAGUCAAAGUGUUACCAAACGUGAACUUUUGAGUGGAACUGAUGACUUUCCUGGUUCUUGCUGUUGCAGGAGCGGAGAUUUUCUUUCCGGACUCACAGACGAGACGAAACCACUUAUUGUCAAUGGUGGAUCAAGUGAUGGAGGAGAAGAAGGCAGCAUCUCUUGGACUCACAUUUGAGUCGCUCUGUAGAUUCUUUAGUAAUAAAGAUGCCAGCGGUCUCUUAGGACUUCCUGAUAAUGUCACUGCGGUAUGUUCAUGUAUUAUCAUAACGGAAUGGCCACCCUUGUUAAUUCAUUUUAUGUCACAAGUGGUAUCUCCACCAAUCUAUGGUUUUACAAGCCUGUUUUAUCAGUCACUUUGACUUAUCCUUUGAAAAGAAUUUUGUUCACAUGUAGUGAUCGACAGUUCAACGUGACUGUUCAAAUUAAAGUCAGGGCUAGGUAGUAGAAAGGGUGCGUUGCGGGGAGCUAUUAUAGCUGGCGGCUGUAUUGAAAUGGUAGACUACUUAUCACAAAGAUGUUGCUAGUUCAAUUGUCUGGCCUGAUUUUACCAUGUCUGAGUCAAUGUAAGCCUUAACAAAAUUUUUUCGUCUUGCAGGAGUAAUAGUAUUUUAUUUGUGCGUUUUUGUUUCAUAUUGAAUCUCAAUUUCAAUUUUUUCUGAAUAAUGUAUACCUCCUUCGCUUAAUAGAGGGUCACAAGUUUAUCAGUUCUCAUUGUUACCCCCUCUUUAAAUAAAAUCUCCACGCCUAACCGGUUACAUGGUACACUUGAAAACUUUAAUUCCUGGUAUCAGAGAAAGAGUUUUAAACCAAAAUGGUUUUGAAAGUGUUGCCACCAAGCUAUCCUCUGAAACGUUUUUAAAUAUUCCUUUGUACAGUGGUAAUGAAUAUAAACUAUACUCUUAUGUUGCAGGAGGGGUUUGACUGUGGUCCUGUAUUAGCUGUUAUGACCACACUUUUGACUGUAGCAUUUCAAGAGGUAGGUAUGAUCAUUAUGAAUUUGUAUUUAUUCCACGAAUCAGCAUUGAUCAUGAGUCUAAUCUGAUUUUUUAAAAGAUAGCUUUGACCACUUUUUAAAAGUUAAGUUAAAUGUCAAUUUUUAGUGCCUUCAUUGCUUGGAGUCAGAGGAGAGUGGUCACAGCGAGUCAGCAUCAAACCUGGUUCAGUUACUAUGUGCCAUGCAAAGAAGUCUAUUAACAUGGUGCAACGUACAGAUUAGAGAUGGAAGUUCUUUUGGGCACAGCGUCGCUACUUCUCUUAUAACAGACUGUAAGUGCAGUUAAUAUUUUCCGAAAGUUAAGGAAAGAAAACGUGACAAAAGUGAUGACGGUUCGCGGAGAUCUGAAAGCCAACUUGAGCAAUGACAGAACUGCAAUUUGAGCAACGGAGGUGGCGUUCAGUCCCUUUCGCGCGCUUUCUCCCCCUCAUUUGACGUUGCGUUGUCUGCUUGCCCAUUUUGUUAGAGUUAAAAACUUCAAAGUCAGUUAAGUGUAAAGGGAAUCUGAAUUGUCCGUCUGUUUUUGCAAGGCUUCUCGUUCUCUAUAUUUGGCGUCACUUGCCAAUCUUUCAUUCAUACUUGUACGUUACGGUCCAGUUCGGCGAUAUUAGAGAAAAAAAAAUCAUUGCAUCUCAUUUCUAUAACUUCAUUACAUUUUUUCUAGAUCUGACAUAACCUAUUGUAUACUACUACACUUGGAUUUUAACGUUGCACUACAAUAAGCUAAAAAAGAGUUGAUCCUAGAAUGGCAUAUUAAUCAGUCUUUCAUUUGUUGUUAUUGUUUUUGCAGAUGUUGAAAUAUUAGCCAAGAAAGUGUUUCUGUCCCUGCAGGCAGUGAAUGAAUCACGUGACCAGCUGACUGUGAUUGACAGACUUGAACAUUCUUACGUUUCCGCGGCAAUGAGGCAGCUGGUAUGUUAAUUAUCUUAAUUCUUGUAUAAGGCAUUUUCUAUAAGGCAACCUUUUGCACCUUAUUCUCCACUGAACAAUGAGGCGUGAGCACAAUGCCGCAUUCGACUGUUAUUGUACCAUGAAAGAGAAAUUUCAAACACAAAAUAUCAAUUUUAACACUGACAUAUCUUAGUGUUCCGAUUUAAGCCAGAAAUAAGGUGAUUUCCUUUGAUCACCCGAGACAUAUUUUGCGCAGUGUAGCCCUUUUACGAUCAUUGAAAUUAUCAAAUAAGAUGUGGUGGUUCAAAAUCUUAGAAUGCUGGCAACAUACGAGUUGUUAGUCUAUGCACAGCACUACCACCGUUGUAAAGGUUUUCGGUGUUUAAACGUCGUUUCGCAACACGACAGUUUCUCUUCUUAAUAUUUUCCAGGUUCUGUUUCUGAACUUGUUUACAAAUGUGGACGCCAUCUGCAUGCCGGUACUGAGAAGUCUACAGCCUGUUUGUCUCGAGUUAAAAAGGUUUUCAAAUAAAUAUCCAGAGCUUUUCUUUAAGGUAACGCUGCAAUAUUCUUGUUUGUGGCAGUUUCAAUUCACACUUAAUUAAUUACAGACAUUUGGAAAGAGUGUAUUUUUUAAAUGUUGUUUUGCAUGCAUUAUUUAAGAUUGAUUCUGAAGAAUGGAACAAGACCCAAGGACAGACAGUACUAAGAACUUGGGAAGUUGAAUCGUUACACAAUUACGAGAACAACCAAGACAUAAAAAUGGUUUGCCAAGUUUUCUAUUGACUUAAAAUAAAAUUAAAUUAACCCCUAAUAAUUCCCAAAGUAAAACGAAAUUACAAAACUUCAAAUUUCCUUUUUGUAAAAUCCUACGAUUUGAGUAAGACUUUCACAACGUUUUGCCAUUAGAAUGGAAACAUCGUGGAAUUAGGCUCACAAGUUAAAUAGUUAGAAUAAAAAAUCAUCAUGCUAUAACUUUGUGUAGGUUGUUGUUGUUGUGGUUUUUACUUGAAAAUACACUAGUUUGUUGUAAACAGGCUUAAAAACGAUGAUAAUAUAUUGUAUUAAUUUCUUAUUGGUUCAACAAUUUAUUCCAGGUGUUUAGCUGUCCUGGCUGUUCUGAAUUCACGGUUGAUUUUGAUUCUCGCUGUGAAACAGAAAGAAGGUUUGCGUACUUAUUUUUGUAUUAGGAUUUGUUAGCUCAUUUUGUAGAUGCUGCUCUGACCACACAGCCAUUUUCUUACCUCAAUCGAUAACAGUAUUAAAAACCAAAAUCAAGCCAGCUGGUUAACUCGUUGUCCGCUUUUUGGAUUCCAAAUUAGAAGCCUUUUAAAGUUUAAGAUACCACAGAGGCACUCUACAGCCAGUUUUCCUGUGCUAAUUGAAGUAAAUGUUGUUAUAGUACUUCUGAAUGAUUGUAUUCUUCUUCUAGAUAUGAUUACUUGGAAUUUACAGAUUCAAAUGGCAACAAGAAACGAUUUGAUCAAAAAGUUGACACAGAUAAGUGGCCAAAGGUAGGAUUAACAAUGUUUUGUUAAGAAUGGUGUUCUUCAGUGAAAAUCCAAAUUUAUGAUUGUUAUGUGCUAUUUUCGAACUUCCUUUAUUUGUCUCUCGUAAGUUUAAAUCUUGCAAUACUUAUUCAGCACUUCCUUUUUCUGUAGAGCGUUAACUUCAAAGCUGGGAAUCGUCUGCUUUUUAAUUUUCAUUCAGAUGGAAGUAACAAUGAAUGGGGUUACAAGUUCACGGUAAGCCUAGAAAGUUGUUUAGCACCAGCUGACAAGAUAAGGAAUUAUCGGCGAUUUAGUACCGUUAUUAUUAUUAUUGCCCGCAAAGCUGCUUGAUUGUCGUCAUGCAGCAACUGAUCCUGUUGAAUGUCGACAGGUGACCGCUAAAGGCUCCCCAGAUGUGGCGUUAUCAUGGAUUUUUGAUCUUCAGCUGGGGAUGGCUCGUUUGUUUGGUCAGCUCUGUAGUGCUGCCUUGGACAGUAGAAAAGGUAAUCAACCUUACAACAGCUAAUAUGGCGGCUAACAAAUUGCCACGUUAAAUAGACGCCUUAACAUGAUCAAACGAUUAUUAAAUAUUUCACAACAUUUCUCUAUGAAUUUUAGCCUCCCUAACUCCGUCAAAUGUUGUCAAUGAAGAAGAAACCAAGUUACUUCACAGUGAAAUAUGGACCACUCUUUUCCGUGGAGGAUACAUGACUGGAAAACUUCAAAGGUCUCUUUCUGGUCACCAUGUAAGUCAUUUCAGUGAUUUUAACUGAGUAUUAAGUGGCUUUACGGUGCGUCAUGUCCUACUUUUAAAGGAAUAUUAUUACAGUUCUACUAGAUCUAAAGAAUUUUGCAUAGUUUAACAAGACUGCCUUCACACGACUCUGGGUAGACUGUUUACACCCUCCCAUCUUGAUCCGUAAGAUCGUCGUCGAGAUCGAGCUCUCGUUGGGCGGCCGUGACGGUUUGAAAUAAACCGUAGGUGAGGGCGUGGGGAUUAGUGAGAAGCGGCAGAGCAGGGUUUGUUGGCCGCUCCCUCCCGCUCCCCCCCCCCCCCCCCCCCUCGCGAUGUUUUUUUCUCCCUCUCCACCCCCCCCCCUUGUUCAACAACAAACAAACACCCCCACGGACGCGUAAGAGGCGGUAACACCUCGCUACUACCAGACACAACAAAGGGGCGUGACUGUAUAUGGAAUGUGUAUGUGUAUGAAAAGACACCCUCCCGCGCCGCGGUGGAGCUCGUGAGCCCCCCCCCCCGUGCCCUUGCACAUGUCGCGCGGGCGCGUGCGCCGGUGUGGGGGCGCGGGAGGGGUGGAAAAAACAGAAGGAGAGGGGGGGGGGGGGGAUGUAAAAAGGGGCAGGGGGGUGUUUUGGGCGCCCCCCCCCCCCCCCCCCCCCCCCCCCCCCCCCUUCUAGGUAGAUAUUUGUACUCCUUUCCAGGCUGCACUUGCAUUUAAAGCCAAGAUAAACCAUCCCGGCGUUACAGUAAGCGGCAGUCCAUCUUAGCGAUAUCACGAAACAAUAGGGAGCUGUAAUUGUUAAGACUCUGCGAGAAGGCGGACUUGCUAGACUCGUCGGCAAGCUCUUUCUUACCAACAGAAAUAGUUCUCGGAAUGUCAGCUGUUUGUGUUUCCCUCCACCACAAACGUAGCACCACCGCGGGUUUUUUAACCUGACCCGUUUAUCCCUUUACGGCUUGUGACAGUUUGUCAAAUACGGAGUCCUCGAUGAACAAGCAGCAAAGAACCGAGGCCUUGAUCCAUAGCUGGCAAUGUUCUCCAUGAAUAUAUAUAUAUGUACCCAGAAUUUCGUUUGUGUCCUAUGAAUGAUACAAGGGAUAGGAAAAAAAAAUCUAAAUCAUACUUUUACUGCAAUCCUAGGUGAGGAAAAUGUAUUUCAUGUUGAUCCCCCUUUCCCCUUGAACAGUGUUGGGUGUUACAAGCCAAACACCUUUUACAGGACCUCAACUUUGUUCGAGGAGGAGUGGGGGGGGGGGGGGGGAUUCUUUUAAGGCCGGUUUUUAGGGGUUUUUUUUGGGGUUUGGCUGCAAAUUCAAAAAAAAAAAACUUUAAAAAGGGGGGGUGCCCCAAACCUUUCGGCCCAGGUUUUUGGGUGGAUUGUUGUUUUAACUGAAAAAAAAUUUUACCUUCCAACAUUACAAGUUUUAUUUUUCCCCCAGGCACAAAAAAAUAUAUCAGUUUGUUGUGUUCAUAAGAAAAGUAAAAAAAAAAAAAAAACACAUAUAAAAUUACUCUUUCUCGAGAGGCUGUGAGAAAAAAAUUUUUUUUUCUUUCCUCCCCCCCGUCCUCGGGAGUGUGGGGGGGGGGAAAAAACAACACCCCUUUUGGGGGGUUUUGGUUUGUGGGGGGGGGGGGGGGGGGGGGGGGGGGGGGGGAAUCUUGUUAAGGCCGUGUUUAUGAGUUUGUAUUGCAGGUUAGCUGCAAAUUCCAUAUAAAAACACGUUGAAAAGGGGAGGUUUCCCAAAACCUUUCGGCCAGGAUUGUAGGUUGAAUAGUGUUUUAACUGGAAAACAGAUUUCACCUUCAACAGUAUCAGUCUUGAUUUUUCCCACAGGCAACAACAAGUUAUCCAGUCGAGAAUUCGGUCAACUCAUUCUUGCACACAAUAACUGGUAGAACAGAAGGACCGCCUGAAGUGACAAUGGAAAAACUUAUAGCGAAGUGAGUAAAAUUGUUCGCGUGAGCGACAGUAACUUAAAGAAACGUCCACUCCUCCAUUCAGUUUCAGAGAUCGCGAUUUUUACCGGACUCAAGAAAUUAACACUUCAUAGCAAAAUAGAGAAGGGAGAUGUGACUCGAAAGUUAGAAUAACCUUAUUACGUGAUGCGUAAAUAUUAAUUUGGGUAUCCUUUCAUCAGGUGUCGUGAAAAGGCUCCUGGGCCCUUUAUAGGAGGUCCUCUGGUAGACCAAGCUGUAAAUGCUGUGUUUGCUGCUCUUGUGUGGCAUUCUCAGGAGUUGAGGGACCAAAUAGUGCUGUUUUGUAAGUUAAUUGUGUUUUUUUGGCUGUUUUUAGCUCUCUUUUGCCACGUGGUAUCAAAAGUGAAUCUUCUAUGUAACAGGUCCCGAAGGUUAAUUUGAAGGAUUAUUAAUUAAAAGUGCCAGCAAAGUUAAAAUAGAUCAGAUUUUAAUCGAUUUAUCUUUCGUUGUCUCUUACCUUUUAACUCGGAAACUAACAGUUUGCGAUACUCAUUCUCAUUUAAAAAUUCUUGUAGCUUGAUUGAUUGAUUGAGUCAAUGACUGAUUUUUCAUUUGUGUAAUGUAUUCAGCUAAUAACACACCACCAGAAGCUGUUCCAGAAGGCGUUCAAGAAGCUUAUUUAACAGCUGAGUCACUUAGGCGUGUACUGGUAAGCAAGCUCUACUACUGCGCCCGCCAUGAAAAAUGUCUAUAAAUGAAAUGUGUGCUUUUUUAUUUUGGAAAAUUCAAUUUAUUUGAAAGGGGUGUCUUAAAGCUCAAAUCGUGGAAACGACUUUUAUAUCAAAGAUAGAAAGUACAAAUUGCCAAGACGAGCUAAAUUCUCCUUAGAACCUUACAUUUCAUUACUUGACGUCUCUGCUUUCAGAACGUACCAAACUAUGAAGCGCACAUGCAACAGACUUGUUAAAGUUAUGUUGUUGUUGUUGUUAAGAUUGUUUCUGUUUCUUUAAAUCACUUGCGAUGGCAAUUAUGGAGAUAGAGGGCAAAUUCUGUGAUCCCCGCAAAACUUGUACUGCAGUGUUUUCACAUGGCGGCGCUCCUUGCCGAUAUCAGUACUUUUCAAUCUAUCGAUUUAUUGGCUACUCACGGCAGCUGGAGUAUUACACCUAUUUAAUUUUAUUUGAUUUAAGGGCCGUUUUCUUUUCCGUCCUCGUCGUGGUUGUUAAGUCUUCGUUAACACUCUUUCAAGUGGUCGUGUCGCAAAAAUCCGUGUAUCAAGCUGCUCACCUUGUUCUGCAGUCAUCCAGUAAAUGUUGGUUUAAUUUCCAGGUUGAUCGUCGUCAGCGUCUCAUUUUACAAGCUGAAGAAGAGUCUAACAAUGAUAAAAGCCUACCACAGAAAACAGAUCCAGACAGCCCUGGUAAGCUGCUGCUGCUUCCCGGGCUCCUUUCAUGAUUCCUCAAAACUGAGACCUUGAUACAGUUCACCACUAUUUAUGUUCUUUACAUUAUUUGUUUGCAGUGAUUGCUUGCAAGGAAAAAGCUCAGUUCCUUCUCAAGUUUGCUGGGCUGCAAAGAAUAGCUGACAAAAGCGCCGAGGUACUUCCUCGUUACAAUGUCUUGUUACAAUAGCCGUUCGAUCUCCCUACAUAAAUAAGGAGGAAGGGCCUCUGCUUUCCGCAGAGUAUUUGUACAUAGCUUUGGGUUGCUUACUUCCUGUAUUAACUGUGUACAUUGCUUUAGGGAAGAGAGAACAGGCGCUCCAAGUGGUUAAACAGGAAGUCAUCUUGGCAACGAUCAUCUUCUGAACAUGGAGGAAGCAUCUUAUCAGGACCCAGACAGGUUAGUGAAAACUCUGACCACUGAACUGAUUUUGGUAAUUUAACUACGGAUAAUUUCAAGUGAUACCAUAAUAAUCUUUUAAGUUUGGGCUCUUAGUACGAACUGCACGUGCUACACGAACGGCUUCUCGAUUACUCGCGCUUUCAUCAGGACAUAAGUCUAUAGUUUCACGGCUAGAUAAGGGACUGGACCCUACUUACCCUUUGAUAUAUAUCUGAUACUUGUUUUUCGCAUCGUGUUAGUUUCAUUUUAUCCUCUCAUCUUAGAUAGGAGUCCAUUGACUUACGGACAAAGUUAAAUGAGCAGCUUUAAUUGACUGUUACACAGAAUGAUGAAAGGACGAAAUGAAACAAACACAAUGCGAUAAACUAGUACCAGAACUCUAUCACUGAGUUAGUAGUGUCCAGUCCCUUAUCCAGCUGGCACUGAGAGUGAUAGACGUAUUAUGCUCCUCUCAGCAUAUUUGCAUUGGAACACAUCACUGCUAGUGCCCGCCAAAAAUAUGCUUUAGUUCAUGUGCUCUUUGAGUAAGAAGCGUCAGCUUCUUCAAUUUGUGUUGGAAAAUUAAGCUUUAAGGAUUUAGUAUUUACCAUAAAAAAAACUACCUUCUAGUGUUAUCUACCUACACAUAUUCUAAAAUUACAGUCUCAGUGCUUCUCAAACAAAAGAUACUUGUAUAAUUACGUUCAGGUGAAGCCGCCGCUCAUGUGAGCCCAUACAUUAAAGGGUAUUAUUGUGAUACUCGCAGAAGGCUAUGACCUCAGUUCUACCUACCACCUUUCCUUUUAAACCUCGGGGCCGCUGUAGGAAUCUUCUUCAGACUGUAUGUAGUAUUACCUCCAUUACUUAUUUUACGUUUUUGCCGCAGAGAACACUGUCUGUUGAGGAAAUCCGGACCAUUGACAAGCACCCUGCAUUUAAACUGAUUCUGGACUUUGUGACAAAUGAUUCUUAUUCUCAUGAAAGGUAACUUUCGUGUUUAUUGAAGACAUAACUAAUGUGUAUUCAGGUCUUUAAAUCUUCAUACUUCCGUAAAUACUAGAGUAAAAAAUGUUUCAUGAAGUGAGAUAAACCUUUUGUUGUGAUAUUUUUUUUAUGUUUUCAUAAAGGACACAAGCCCUGCUUAAGCAGAGAGUGGAACAUGCUAACACUGUAGCUGAUAUUUACCUAUUUGCUGCUGAGUUCCUCCGCAUUUCGUCCGAAACAGAUCUUGUCCAGGUACGUGCGAUACUCACAUUUAUGUUGUACUCAAGCUCGAGGCAAGCAAGGAGGUAGUUUUUGUUUGAGAGGAAGAGGGGGUUGACAUGUUGAACGCGAUGUAAAGAGAACGAAAAGGAAGCACUAAAAAUAAGUGGUUAUAGGACUGGAAAGGUCGCAGGACAUACCUAGACAUGAAACACAGACCAGCAUCCAAGAAGCAUAAUAAUUUUCUCUGCUUUAUCCUUUUUCUUUUGUUUUGCAUUCUGUACAGGCCCCUGCUGUUCUCUUUUUACAACAGUUUCUGUCAUCUCAAAAAUACUUCCCAAGGUAAGCUGCUGUUUAGUGUUACUACAGUUAUUUUGACACCGAGAGAGAAAAAAUAUAAACAAAUAAACAAAUAAAUUCUCUGUUACACCAGACACAGCAUUUUUAAGAUUAUAUAAAGCGCACUAUUUACGUAGCUAUGCUGUUUCUGUUCCGGCAGCCACUAUGCAGACAAUCUUGAUGGAUGCGGCUUAAGUUUGGAGAGUAAAGUUCGACGUGCCUACUAUGCACUGGUCAGAAGAUGUUUAGAUGGAGUUAAAUCUUACCAUACACAAGGUUCUAGCCAAAGGUGCGUCAGUACUGGUCUUUCCUUUGCUGACUGAAGAGAGACUGUCUCCUAUGUUGAAUGUUUCUAGAAUUCAUAUUCUCAUUGUUAUUUUCCUAGUUGAUGGCCUUAUGCAAUGACGUAAUCUUUCGAAUUUCUGAUGCUUUUGUAGGCCAAGUUCUGCUGCAUUUCAUUGUUUGCGAGCGUUUGUUCUACAUCUACUCGAUACAGAGUGGAAGGUUUGUCUCUCUUCGAUUAUAAUCUACCUGUCCAUUUUUCUUUCCGCUGAUUGCUAUUAAGCGUUGGUGGUCCACGUUCGCUUCCAUCCUUUCGUUUUUUAUCACCAUCCUCGGUGCUUUCUGACACUGCUUGCUCAAACAGUCUUACAAUGAGGACGCCUCUCAUGCACGUCAGGUAAUAACCAACUCAAACAUUAACGUUCAAAAGGUUCUCUUGAAUUAUGUUUUGAUAGGGUUUUUUUUUAAAUUUACCUCCGGGAACUCGGCUAUUUUUCUUAUCCAUUGCUUUGUGACACAAGGAGUUUUGCGUAAUUUUGUUUCUCCCUCCUUGUCAAGUUUUUAAACAGUUUUUAUUUUUGUGUUGUCUUCGUAGGGUUACGAUCACACUUUCAUUCUCGAUGUUCAUCUGCCAGAGUUCCUGCUAGACACAUUAAAAGGUUAGAAACUUAAAACUGUUGCCGCCGAGUGGGCUUAAGCUUAAUAGAGCUGAACUUUUAGCUGCUUCAAAGCCUUACUGCAGGUUUAGGUUUCUUUUGCUUUACUUUGACCAGAGAUUUUGAGGUGAAAUUAAUCCCUAUCUUUAUCGGAUCUGUUUUGCAAAGUAAGGUUAACCAGCGACAUUUUUUCUGUAUUUCUAUCAUCAGACAAAAGAGAAAAAAAAUCAGUUAAACAUGUCACAAACACGCGUGGGAGUCAAUGUAGCUUAUAUUGAAAUGGCGGCAGUUGGAUGUAGAUAUAAGUAGAAAAAAUUGCAAAAUAGGUUCUAAGAUGUUGUUUUGAAUCAGCACAAGACUUAGUUAAAACUUUCCCGGAGGAAGUAAAAAUUCUGAGUAUAAUAUACAAAGUACAAUUGUUUGAAACUCAACGUUGAAGUUUUCUCAUUUUAUUUACCCCAGCAACCGUUGUGCACCCGAAACACGAUGUAAGGGACAUGAAUGAUCAGCAAGAACUGGAACACUAUGAAGAAGGCAAUAAAUGGCUGGAUGAAGCUAAAGAAAACUUUGAUAAUUGGUUUGAAGGCAUGAGGACUUUAGCACAGACAGACCAACAGAGAAGGGUUGGUAACCAAGCAUCGUAUAGACAGUUCGAUAAAGUAAUUCAAGGAGCUGUGUCACGGCUUUCGUAAAAAUUCUAGCCGUAGGAACCGCCACCAAAUUGAGUGAAACAUGAAAAUAAUCGCCAACAGAAGGUAUUGAUAAAUACAAAAGUAGGCGCGGAUGGACAAACUUCAAGAAGACUUAAACGGGUUGAAAUUGUGGGUUUUUGAAAAACUUUUCCGCCUCACAGUUUUUCAGAGUUCAUUUUUGUUGUUUAAGUAACGUUUGAUACAAUGCUUGGGAAGCAUAUUUGUUGAACAGGAAGCUGUGGGUAAGCAAUUUCUUCGUUAACGUUAAGUUUCAUAGCGUGUAAGGGACUGUAAUUGGCAAUAUUAACAAAAUAAACUAGACAACAGCCAUGAAACUGCAGCCUCCUUAACAAGAAUCAUCUGGUUUUAUGAAAGAACUGCAGUGAGGCGCGCUCUCUGAUUAGCCAAUGAAUAGUAUGCUAUUUGUGCAGGUUGGCGCUAAGGAAUACUGCUGCGUUCUGUGUUUCCAAUUUUUGUAGGCAUCCAUGCUCACGGUGUCUUACAUCAGUACUCAAGCCUGUUUUGAUGAGUCGUGUCACUGUUACGUCACGUUGUUUUGAUAAUUCUGUUAAUUCUGCUGUUUUGUUAUUCAGAGAAUGCAUUUGUUUGUGGCUCGCUUCUCCGACAGUCUUGACGUGGUCAUAACAUGUGAUGGCUGUGAUGUCACCCUGACAGGCAGGCGAUACCGAUGCCUUAACUGCAUGGAUGUUGACCUUUGCAAUAAUUGUUACAUGAGUGAGUUGGCUUAGUUUACCAGGUUUAUGCUGUUAACGAACGAAAUAAAAAAAUCAAGAAAUAACUGUUAAAAAGGAUUUACAAUAUUUUCAUAUUUUAAUCCCAAAUACAUUUGUUUCACUUGACCUGGGUGAGUGUAUAGAGUACAAAGGCUGUGAUAGUAGAGAUAGUCCCGACUGAAAAUGUAACGAGAAUUAAUAAAAAUCAUGGUGUGAUAAGAUUGGAAUUUUAUCCACUGUGUCUGUGCGUUUGUCUGAGGAGGGAAAGCAGCUGAUCGGUUUAAUAACUUUUUCAAACUAGUAUUUUCCUUUGUUUCCUUUGUUUCCUUCGUUUUUUCUUUUUUCCAGCUGGAGUGAAGCCUGACGGACAUGCAGAAUCUCAUGACGUCAUAGAUAUGAGGUGGUGUAGGAAGAUCUUGUUUGAUGCCUAACAGUAACUUAGUUUAUUUGUUUCCUCUUUAAACAAACACAAAUCCGGACAGUUUGUGGUAAAACGUAAUUGUACAUGCAAUUUCCACUGAGUGAAAGCGGAAAUGUGUUUCCUGCUACCUAGACCAUGCCCCUCGAGCGAUUUCGCGUUCGAGUUGGUAGGUUACAUGGUCGCCAAAACUCGCCGUAUUUUCUUGUUAAUUGGGCAGUUUGGAAUGUUGACAAGGUAAAAAAAGGGCUUGAGACCUGAGCAGCUACAGUGUACAGUUAAUCAGAGCAAAAUUUAGAGCAAAGUAAAUGGCAACCUCAAACAACACAAAAGUAAUCAUCAGUCAGACAAUGUUGCAAAAAAGGCAGGGGUGAUGGAUAAUGACAUUUGUUUUAAUUGCGUUUGUGUAACUGAUUUAAUUUUUUAGAUACAAAUGUGAUGGUUGCGACAGCUUUAUCGUUGGAACACGUUACCACUGUACUGAGUGCGAUGACUUUGAUUUAUGUUUUGGUUGCCAUUCAACGGGAAAGUUUCCUGGAAGGUAAAUACACAUAUUUUUUAAGCACAGAUCCCCAAGUUAGUAACUGCGCUGUGAUAUUUUGACUUUAGAGAUAUUCAAGGGCCAUAAUAUCUUGAAAUAUUACAAUGCAAUUAUCUAUUUUAAGUCGCUUUUUCGACCCACAGUGUACUUAGGUAGGCUGAAAGCGUGCUGGCUAAGAUGCUAUUCAUUCUUGUUUUCAGUCAUGAAACUUCCAUUUUUGCCUACUACGCUCACUCUUGACGUCUGCUGAAGGAAACAUCUUUUUUGUUGUAUUGACAGUUUGUUAUUUUAUUUUAGACACACUGCAUCCCAUAAGAUGAUGAAAUUUCCCCUUAAGACAGGUAAGAAGAGAUGUUUGUUGAAAGAAUUAGAACUACUAAAGCCUUCCAUUUCUUUCUGUAAAUUAUAUAUUUAUUUUCCCACAAAUUUUUAUUUAUUUAUUUAUUUAUUUAUUUAUUUUUUGUGAUCAACAUUUCAUCCAAUAGGCCAUUUUACAGUUGCGGGCUUAGUAUCCCAGCUUCUGAGGGAAAUUGAGGCUGAGGAUGGCCUUGUUUUGAUAUAAACUUCCUUCCUCAGUUCUCUAAUGUAAAUUUUACUUGAAAACUUCUAUUUGGCAUAAGAAGAACAUGAUUUACAUAAUAAAACUGGAAGAGCUGUAUCAAAACAAGGUCAACUCCAGCCUGGUUUCCACCUGUAACUGUAAAGUGGACUAUUUUACAUUAUCCAUUGAAAGAGAAGUGGAAAGAGCACACAAAAUCACCUCCAUAUGGUCCUCUGCAAGACUGUUUUGUCUGAAGUAUUUUGUGCCACUUCUGUUUAAAUGUGUGCCUCUUUUGAAUGAAUUUUCGUUUUAUUGCUUGUUGUUUUUUACAUAUUUGAAUUACAGACGGAGACACGUUCCCACAAAAGUAGCUUGUUGUUGUUGUUAUUUUUUAUGUACAACUAAUAAAUAAGAAUUUGAGUAAUGUGUGUAGCCCUCCAAUAGUACUUUCUAAUACUGUGCGUGUGCCUUAACAUAAACGAAAAAACUUUCUUGUGGUGUAAGUCCAUGUAACGUUUUGGAUGAUUGUUUUAAUGUGUUGAAGGUUCCUUUGUAGACACAACAGCAAAUGAUCCAUCAAUUCGUGUACAGGCCUACACCCAUCAUCAUGCGUGGCUUCAGUUCGCAGCUUUAGCGCUCACGCUGGCAAACUCCAUCAACGAACCAAACAAGUCUGGUAAAUACUGUACAGUGCAUGAAAUUGUUUAGCCUGCGUAGCUGACGUAAAAAGAGCAGGGGGAGGGGGCAGAGGAGAAAGAAGCGUAAGGGAAAAGGGAGAGGAUCCUCUCUCCUAACCCCCUCCCUGUUACUCCAUUCUCCCAAUCCCUUACCCCUUUUGACGCCUGCUACGCAGGGUAGAAAUUGUUUUAUUUUAUCACCUUUACACUCUAAAUAUUAGCAGAAGUGACAGCCUUGUUGGGAAGUUUUUAAAAUUCUUUAAGAAAGCGCUGGAAAGUAUUGCUCAAGAGGCUUCAUGUAUGUGGUGACAGCGCAUGAUUUUGUUAACAGACUCAAACAAUUGCAUCUCAAUCACAAAGGAUUUAUGCCACGAAAAGUUUUGUCAAUAGGCCAUUUGCACGAUGGCGUCAUUUUACUACUACGACUAGAAUCCUUUUCGUUUUUCCUUUCAUAUUUAAAUUUUGUAAUCCCAGUGUGGUUUAAAUAACAAAAGCCCUAAUUUGCACAAGAAAGCAAAACCCUGAAGGAUACUGGUCGUAGUAGUAAAAUGAUGUCAUCGUGCAUAUGGCCUAUUAGUGAUGUCUUAUUAAAGCGGGCACAAGCUUCAGUAAAUGUCUAACUAUCUUCCCCAUAUUUUGUAAAGGGAACCUUGGUGAAGCGGACUCUUAUAUGGAACAAACCCCAGUGACGGUCCCUCGUAUGUCAAGUCUGAUACUGUGUCAGCUAUGUACCCAAAGUCAACCUGCCUAAUGUUAAAAAAAAAAACCAAACAGCUUUCACCAAAGUUUGUAAAUCAGCUAUGUUUUCCUGUCAUUGUUAGGCAUUAGCCUCACUUACCAGGAUUUUCAUCUUAUAUCAUCUAAAAGUUGUAAUAUUUACAGCGUAAUUCUUAAUUAUGACGGAAAUUGUUAUUCAAAUUCAAGAACCAUUUGUCGCUUGCCUCCGUGUGUAAAUGUGUAGUAACCAGUUAAAACUCUGCUUCUAUUAUCAUCGUAUUAGACUACUAAUACAUUUUUCGUCUUUCUAUGCUUAUAGUUUUUAACGUAGAUUACCUACGGACCGCUGGCCUUCUCCACAUUGAUUGCCUUAAUUUAGUCACCAAGUGUUUAAGCCAUGUCUCGCAUAAACCAGACACAGGUAAGGAAGUGCUUGUGUUUAUACUCGAGUGAGGAAGUGCGUUCGUGACAAAGUAAAAGUUUUGACUUCUCCUUUCUGUGAACGAUAUAAUACCUUUUUACUGAGGUUGACGCCCAUUUUUCUUUAAGGAUUACUGAUAUAUAGAAAUAGUGUUGUUCUUUUAAGUUAAAAGUGUUGAACCCAAGGCAUCGAAAGCUGCUGAGACAAUUCCCGAGGGAGAAGGAGAGGGGGAAAACCCAGAAGCAGAAGCAACUCCAGAGUCCCCAUCUGUAUCGGAUGAAAAAGUAAAUAGAAAAAGUGCUUCCAAAGAACCUGAACAAGAUACUAAAGACAUUAAAAAGGUAACAGCGACAACAGAGCUAAAGGCGCCUGAUGCCAGCACUGCUGUGGCGGAACAACAAACAGCAGAUCUAAAGGCACCUGAAGCCAGCACAUCCGUAACGGAACUACAAACAACGGCAGGUGGUCAACCAAAUGAAAGUGUAGAGAGAAGUGAAGAACCUUCAACUGACAAUAAGAAUUCUACGUCAGCUGAAAAAAUUGAUGGGAUUGCUAAUCAGCAAGGGACAGUAACACAGAGCCCUGAAGAAUCUGAAAAACUUUUCCCCCCUGCGGCUCAAGAAAGGUUGUUAGGACUAUUGGGAGCGAUUCUACCACAAGACUCGAAGGUAACGCUCACAAUUUUGAUGUAGUAUAGAGAUACUGCAUUGACUCUAAAAUGUCUCCAUAUACAUUUCUUUCUCUGGCUCAAUGUACUUGAAGAAUGGCCCGUUACAUUAUGUCUACAUUGAUAAGUUCCAUUCUUAUAAACAAAUUAUUUCAUUUUAAUCACUUACUGAGUUCUUGGUGCUUAACCGCAGCUCUCUCAUUGGUCAUCGUAUUGUCCAGGAAUUGAAGACUUUCUGUCCGAGAGAUUUUUGCCAGCUUUGUUCAAGAUUAUCAGGUGCGAAACGAUUUUGUUACUUCAAUUCGCCACUUUUAACUGUGCCCUGCUAACAAAUGACGUGUAUUAACUUAUUCUUCGUCUAUAUGCUUUAACAGGGAUGGCAAUGUUGAUGAUAAUACAAAAAGUCUAGCUCUAGGUGUCCUUGGAAAAUUUCUGCAGUGCACUAGCCCGGGUGUAAGUGUCAAAAACAACUUUCUCUUUCUUUCCUUUUGUUGUUAUUGUUGUUGUCGUUUUUCAAUUUCCUAUACGUCUCCAGUUAAUUUUAUUCAUGCUUAUUGAUAGAUCUGAUACUACCAUCUAUAAAAACGUUUUGUAGUCGUUUUUUUUUUUCAUGCAGCGUUCAAUACACCAGCUUGUUCUUUGCAACCUAUCUCUUGUAAUUUAGUGAGUGAUUAAAAUUUUUAUUGUUUGUUUGUUUGUUUGCUGCCUACAGCUCUCCGAUCGUGGCGUUGCACCAUAUUCCACAUCGCCCGUCAAGACAGAAAGUGAGAGUAGUAGUGAAGAGAUUUGUUCUGGCAAAGCAACUGUUGAAUUUCUCUUCCAGCUCGGAGCGGAAUACCUUUCCAGGUUAGUUCAGCAUCAAAAGCGUAUUUACAAGGUUAACAAGUGCCUUGAAAGUCCUUGGAUUUCAUAAUAAAAAAAAUUAACUGUGUGUGGUCUUCAAUGUAGUCAUAUGCACUUAAUGGUUUACGGAAGGUAAUGACUCAUUCGUGUUGCAGAUCUGACCUGACGGCAUCGUCUGGAAUGGCAUCCACAUUACAACAGUUGGCCAGGUCAACUCAGUGGCAACCUAGUAUAGCAGAUCACGUAGGACUCUGUCUUGAACGCUUAGCAGAGCCUGCAGAGGUACAGUAAUGUGACUCAUUUUAUAACUGACAAAUUCACAAAAACCUUAAAUACGCGACUUCCCUUUUUAUACUACUACAUGAGAAAUUUCUGCAAUUUGAUUGGCUUAGAGCAGUGGUAUUUCAGCUUAAUUUGAAAUACCUACAUGUGAAAAUUACAAACCUUUUGUGGGUAGUAGUAUAAACAAAUAAUAGCAUGAUUUGUACGUGAUAUUUGGCAUAAAUACCACUCGUGAUAUUUCAAAAUUGUCUCAAAUUUCACUCGCCUAACGGCUCGUGAAAUUACGUAUAACAAUUUUAAAAUAUCGCUCGUGGUAUUUAUGCCAAAUAUCAUUACAAAUCGUGCUAUUACCUAUACUAACUGGUUUCUUAGACUUAUCUCACUCAAAAUUAUUAAUCAGUUUUACUGUAAUGUUAUUAAUGACUUGGAAUUAGCUUUAACAUACUACUCUGAAAUCCAAAUAAACAUGAAGACUGAAUCGAUUCCCUAUCCUUAAUUGUCUCCGAUCUAUUACCUUAUCCCGCCUUGCCCUCUUUCAAACUACGAGGGUGGAAUCGUUUCAUGCAACCGUCAAAGUUAUUCCAAUUAUUUAUUUUCAUUUAUUAUUGCUUGCAGAGCGUUGACUUGAGUGCUGUUUUUGGUCUCCUUGUCUUCGCAAGAUUUCCGGAUGUAAGUGAAUUUCCUUAACCCCCAUUCAUCAUUCUGUUUCUUCAGAACUUCAUCACUGUCGGUCUUCAGCUUGUCGCUCAUUAAGAUAUUUCAGCGAAUCCCGUAGCGAUUAGUAGUUACGUGGUCUUUUGUUAAAUGAUCGAGCGUUGUAAGUUUUACCAUAACUCUUGUUUGUAGGUUGUUCGGAUGGGAUCCGUGACAGAAAUGAAGGAUAUCAGCGGAGAGAAACGGAAAACUGUCGUUUUUAAACAUGUACCUGAAAAAGGAGAAGUCACUGUCGUCGAUAUGAAGACACGCAAAAGGAAAACGGUAAACGUUCAUUCUUUUGGUUUUCCUAGAAAAGUAUCGCGCUUUUCAACUACUAAUUCUUGCAGCAUUAAGGUGGUGCCGUAAAGGUCAUCCUUUCUGUAGUUUAUUUGUUUGACAAGAACUCAAGUGGGUAAUCGUAUCUUUGGUGUUGAAUGCUUACUUGCGUCGUACCUUUUAGACUAUCCUCAAAGAACUUUUUUGAGUUGAGUUGAUAAAGAAGGAACAACGCUUGAAACCUGGUGGUAAAUUGUUUUUUGUCCACUCACUCCAUCAAACCAUUUUUGUUUAUAUGUUUGUUUUGGCACCCCCGUCCCCCCCCCACUCCCCCCCCACCCUACCUAGCACCCUCCCCCCCCCAGUUUACUUAGUCUUUAUACAGAACUUAUGUGACAUUCUUCAUUCCGCUUAAGGAGAGCAAUUAUACACAACAGACCACAACUCUUCAACUUAUACUCACUCUCCUCCUAGUUGUUCUAUAGUUAUCCUUCUUUUUNUAAAAGAUAGUAAGUUUUUCCUCUUACUUUAAGUAAAUGGUAAACUAAGAUAAUAUUCAUAAUUCUACUGGGCUAUUAAAAUCGCUACCUUAGAUGAUGAAUACCGUAUUUUAGAGGGACAUUUUUGUAUGUUGAUGCUUUAUGUUUUUGCAAUAAUUUCUCUAAGAAAAUGUUCAGUUCAUAAACUCUCUUUGCCAUGCUCUUGCUUCUUCAUGUUUGUGUAACUGCAAGAGAGAAUGUUCUCCCUUGAUAAUUUUUGUCAAGUUAAAGUAAAACUGUCACAGGGUAUUUGAAAGUGAUUCUUCAUUAGAUUUUUAUUUUCUUCAUAAAUGUUGUUAUUAAAUUAAGUUAGGUUGGCAUUACUGAAAAUAGUGUAACUCUAUAGAACAGUUAUACUCCAAUACGAACGUUUGCGGGUAUUUAACUGUGUCAAUUGUUGUUUUUCCCUCUUUGUAAUAGAUAAAUCUGUUCCAGUUGAGAGAAUGUGGGUUCUUUAUUUAGCUCUGAAGGGACUUCUUGGAAAUGUAAAGGUACUGUGUCGUUUUCAGGGCUUAAUGACUGUGUUAACGGAUUUUCACGGAUCGGAUCAGGAGAAAUGUCCCUGAGUUAAAUAAUCUCUAUAAACAUUGUAUAGAAUGGAGAAAUUUAUGGAUUAUAAGUUCGUCCUGUGAAUUUAGCCGAUUCUUUUUCUUCCAGGCAAAUCCAAGUUUAAAUACAGAAUUGUUAUCCAGUGGUAUUGUUUCCUUGCUUGUUAAUAUUGCUUGUCGCGGAACUACGUUUAGUGGUCAGUGGAUUUUACGCGACUUGGAGGUAAGAACGAUAUCGCCGCAGUUUAGUGUUGGCAAGUUAUAUUCUGGUUUUGCUGUUGCAGAUCGUGGCAUGUAGUCUAGCUGACGUUCUUGAUCCUUGUCAACAGGUUCUGUCGUUAAAACUUUAUAAAUCAGUGCAGCAACCCUCAUCCCCUGCCGAUACUUCCCCUGUAAAAGAAGAGAGUAAACCAACAGCCAAAACGGAAAAGGAGUCCAGUGAAGCUGCCCCCGAGCCAGGUCCAUCAGUAAAAGAGAAUGAAAGUGAGAAGGAUCCAUUUGAUGGGCUUAAUGAUAUCACUAGGACCUGCUUUGAGGUUGGUUUGAGAUGAUUAACUGCAGGACUCGUUGCUGGAAUAAAUAUGACGACGGUUUUAUAAAGUUCAUAUACAAUUCAUACUGUUUGAGAAAUGAUGAGGAUAAUUUAGGUUGUAUUCAUAUGUAUAUUUUUUAUUCAUAUGUGCUUAACGUUGUAGUUGCCUUAACAUUUAUCUGUCUCGGUGGAAGUGAAUUAUUGGACCCAUCCUGUUGCAAUCAAGCGAGAAGUUUAGCAGCACUUCAAAAUAGGCAGUGAUAGUUGCGAAGGUUGCCCUUUUUAAACCAUGUUUGCGCAGUCUAAAGUUUGAGUAGCGGUCUUACGUGGUUCUUAUUUAAAGAGUGUUUUCUCUUCUAUUUAAUAGACAAUACACGAGGCGAUGCCGACCAUUCCCUUGUCUGUACUAAGAGCCUUGUUUGAGAGUGUAGGUCAAGAUCAAAGCCGACUUUUAGUUGAAGUACAAAGAGGGUAAGUACCUUUUAUUUCUGUCAUCACCGCAGCUACUGUAAAAAGCUUACUUCGUUCUUAAAUACUUUGAUUUGUUUAUUACAGCUUUGAUGGAGCUGUUUUCCAAGUAGACGACGAUAUUAAGGAGCAGGCUAAGAAAUGGUGAGUGUCCACACACUUUUCCAAUAUACAAUUCGUUUAUGCAUGGUCAUUUACGCUGCAAAUCUAUUUUUUUAUUAUUUUAUUUUUUUGCGCACCCAUGUUGGUUUGCUUGUUGUUCUCAUUGUUGUGUGCAGUAAGUUUUGUCCUUUUUUCUUUUUGUCUGGCUGGGUCUUAACUGGUUGCUACAGUAAACGAUGCCUAAACAAAUGCAGUCACUAACAAAAAGUAGAAUAAUUUACAUGUUGUUGAACUCUUGUGAAAGAAAGUGAUUAUUAGGACACUGCACAUAUACCCGGCAAUAACCCUACCUGCAAUUGCGGAACCUGUCAUUGUUUUCUCCUGCCAUCUUUCCCUCAGGGUUUUAUCUUCUGACAAGGUAUCAGCUACCGGUGCAACGUCCUCAGGGGCCGCUGUGGAUAUUGGCGUGGUGCGCUACAAUGCAAAAGACAUUUUACCCGCGAACAUUCAAGCCAAACCAGAAGAAGGCGAAGUAACUCAGAAGCUUAUUCCUACUCUCAGUGAUGCUGAGAUUGAAGAGGUGAGAUAUUAUGAUGCCAUUGUCAAAGGUCAAAUUUUUUUCUUUUUUCGGAAGGAAACAAGUCUCCACCGUUGAAAAGAGAGUUUAUUCAGUUGGUGAAAUUACAGUCGAAGUUGUAUUUCUUUUUCUAACUAGAGGAAAAAAUAUGUAUCAAUAUCGCGAGUGUGCCUCUGUUUUGAACGUUAACGGCUUCAUGUGGUUGUGAUGGUCGAUAUCGCAUCUACGCUUCACCUGAAAAGAGAAAAUCAUGAUGGCAACGAGCGAAAACUAACCCUUUUUGUGCCUUUUGGAUUGAAACUUUAACAUAAAACAACUCGAAAAAAUAAAGGCUUUUUUAAAAUGAUGUACUUGAGCAGUUGCAAGACAGUUUUUCCUCGGCAGACUGAAUACCAAACUACCUUGUAGAGUACUUUAUAAGCUGGUAUCUGCUAGCAUUGUCAUCAAUACGAGUAAAGCGCUCAGCGGGGCGGGUGAUGUUUUUUCUACGAACGUCAUUCAUUUGUCCAUCCAUUCAUUCCUUAUCCAUCCGUUCGUCCGUCCAUCCAUUCAUCCAGCUCACUCAUUUAUUAGUUUAUUGGGUCAUUCGUUGAUUCCUAUCAGAAAAAAGUCAGUCUAACUAACUAUACCUUGUUACAAAUCGUCUCUGCAAAUAAUCCUCUUAAACGAUUUCUUUUCUCACUUAUCGCCCAUUGCACAGUUGACGACUACGAUUAUCUUUCAGACUCGCGAGAAGCAGGCUCGCACAAAAUCAGCUGAACUUCUGAAGAAAGAACUACAAAAUGAAGAAAACCUUAAAUCUUCGGAAUAUCUAAGUAAAGUAAGUUCAAAGGGAACGGUUUCUGUAUUUCAGUGAAACUGUUUCGCGCGAAUUAAAACCAAACAGACUAUCUUAUACCAUAAAAGGUAACUAACAUUGACUGAAUGGAGAAUUUUUACUCUGUUAAAGAAUGACUUUACUUAACCCCGUCCUGAAACACCUAGUGCCAAGUAGUUACAAGCAAACAAAAUAAAAGAAUGAAGUAAGAGCGUAAUACUGCAUUGCUGUGUAUUAGUGUGGUAUCUAUUGUACAUUGGGUUAUGUAUAUGUAUCAUUUUGUUAUUUUUUAAUGUUUAUGUUGAUUGACAUUCAGAGCUCAUGUGGGAGCCAAAUUGUGAUUAAAUUUCGAACAUGCUUACUGAUACAAGACCAGGAGGGCUACAUUAAAUGGAGGAGUAUAGGUCCAGUCAGAUGCAGGCGCAAACUUCAAGCCAUCUGUCCUAAUCUUAUUGUUUACUUGCUUUCAUUUCAGGUUAAUCUUGCCUUGUCUGUGAUUUACUCACGGCACUUGCUCGCUAUUCUACUGGGAAACUGGUGUGACUGUGGCAUGAUAACCACUGAAUUGAUCGACAACAGUGAUGAGGUACAGCUGAUUGGUCUGCUGGACAUUCUACAAAAACUGGAAAGCAAAGAACUGUUUGAAAAGGUUAGGUUUUACACUCGAGGUGGUGGUGGGAAGGGGCUGGGGGGGGGGGUGGUUGGCGGCUUCAAUCACCUUAUGUUUCGAUGACUAAUGCAGAUUCUGUAGCCCAUGAACUAUAGAAGCCAUGUAGGAGUUUGAUCAUGUAAACGUUUGUCAUAUGUGAUGAUUAUAUGUUCUACUCCUUUCGGGAACAUGGAAUUCUUUUCCCUUAAUAUCGUUUAUGAUUUUUUUUAUAAUCUUCGUAUUUGAAAUGUUAUUUUUGAUUUUGUGUUGUUGUCCUUUUUGUUGAAGGUUGUGAGUUCAGUUGUACGAUAUGGAGACCCCAAACUGGUUCAUCCAUUGUCACUUGCAGCAGCUCACUGUAUGGGUGAAGUGACGCUGUCUUCCGAAACCAGGGAGUCCAGUCAUAACUACCCUAAUGACACUGUGGAUGAGGUGAAGAGCAUACGACGCCAUUAACUCUUAAACAAAAUUUACGAACAACAGCAUAGUAUUCUUAGCCUACGUUGCAGGCGCAUGAGAACUGGAAUUUGCUACUGAAAACGGGCCAUGCGAGGAAAGAGGAGGAUACCUCCCCUUUCGCGCGCGACCUCCUCUAGCGCGCGUAUCGUUUAUCCCUUGUCCCAUAUUUCUUGUCAAUGUGACGCAUACUUCAGGUGAUUUAGUACCUUAAUCUAAGGAUUUAAUACCAAUACCUGGAGAUGUAUUUUAGCAUAUGUGUCGACAGUUCAUUUAAAGAUUACUGUGACUUUACCGGCGAUCAUUACCGUGAGUCAACAGACAAAACUAUGAGAGGCUCAAGUUAGUUUGUGUGUUUUUGUCAUGUGAAUUACGAAACUGCAAGGUCUCUUGUAAAAAUUGUGUUAAACGACAACGAAUUUGACAUGUUUGGUCUUUUCACAGGGAAAAGUGCACAUCCCUGGAGCAGCUACCCUCUUCGUCAAAUUUGAUUCCAGGUACACCAUGCUAGUGUGUUGUGACUUACUUGUGUACACAUUUUCUCUACUCUCGAUAAACAAAAUAUUGAUUUAAUUGUAACACAUCCCGCGCAAUGUGUUCCUUCGUCUACCAUCCCGGAUAGAAUUGGAAUUUGGAAAUGUCAGGUUUUAUUAGCAAAGGGGAAAACUGGAGUACCCGAAAAAAAAAAAAGGACCCUCGGAACAAAGAAAAGAACCAACUCCAAACCACAGACGAAAGAAUGAUAUUUAAAGCUCUGUCGAGUUGAUUUGUUCUUGGAUAUUCCCUAUGCAUAUUUGUUCGGCGAAACCUACCUGGGGCCGGUUGCUCGAAGCCUGGUUAGCGCUAACCGUUGGUUAAGAGGUAUCAAAAUGUAUAGGUUUCCAUGGUAUUUAACGCUGGUUAGCACUAACCAUGCUUCGAGCAACCCGGGCCAGCUGGACGCUAAGCGCAACUCCUUGUAAAAAGGGCUUACAGACAGGCGACUAUUGAUCUGGUCUGGUUAUGUGUAUGUUUGGUUCAAGUCCCAAAACUGACCAACAUCAAAUUUCUGCUAACAACAUCAAUACAUCAUCAAGAUAAAAAGUUAUGAGAAUUAAUGAAGACGAUCACUAAAGGGGGAAGUGUUUUGCUCGUUUAUCAAAUUCUUUCAGCUAAUUCUUUGAGGAAAUGUAUGGUGAUAAGUCUGGGAAAUUUACGAGGAUUUUGGGACUAAGAGGGUUUAAAAAUGUAUUCAGUUUACAAAGACAGCGACACUUUUGAUUUACCAGGUGUGCCACUGAAGAUGGAUGUGACGAGCUUCGGAUUGCUUCAUCUCCUGAUUAUGAACAAAACAGACACGUGUUUUCCGGUCCAAGUAGUCGAUGGAUUGAUGUGGAAAUACCAGGUCUGAAAUUGUUCAGUUCGUUUCUUCUUUUGUCUCUCAAGGAGUAGUAGUUUGAAGAGUUAUUGAACCCAUCAACAGCUAAACUGUCUGUUAACACACAAGACACCUUCGAGGUUUUUUAUUGUAGCAGUAAGUGGAAGGCGUUAUAUGUGAGCGUUAUAAAUGAACAAUAACUUUAACGAGUCUCCACACAGCCUUACGGCGAUACUUCCCGACCUGCUCCUGAAGAGUCAUGGAAUCCAUAGCUAUCGCGUUUGUGAACGCUUAGAUACUGCAUCCUCCUUAAUUUAAUGUAAUUUGUGUUCAAGCCGCUGGACGCCACCGAUAUAUAUCGUACUGUAGAGUGCCAGUGAGAGUCAAAUUGUGAUGAGCGCCAGUGUGUUGGCAGACCACUUAGCACACAACUUUGAUCCCCUGUCUUUCAUUUUGUUUUUAGGUGACACGUUGUAUUACAUAUUCACCUCAGACAACAGUACUAAUGACUGGGGCUGGAAAUUUGUAGUAACUGGAGGCCAACUUGGCAGGUAAUUAUAGGAACAGGACAAACGGAAAACCUACAUGGAAAGUCGUAAAAUUAAAGAAUGUCAUGUUUCAGCUUAACAAAAAGUGUUAAUCAGUGCCUUCCAAUAUUCGCUUUAGAAUGAUGAAGAUGUGUGUAUAGUAGACAAUAGAGAAGCGAGGCGUUUAUAAUAUGUUAGGAUAAUUGUGUGCUUUUACCUUUAGGUUCAAGACUGGAUUCACAGUUCUGAAUGCUAUGCUGUCAUUGGAUAACAAAAUCGCCAGGUAACGUUCCAUAACAUACUGUAAUCCGCUAUUUAAAAGUACAACAUGAGCGAAAACGUACUGUUGCAGUUUGCAGGUCACAUAAUAAAAACUGAGGACCAUGGCGGCAGCUCGCGGGCCGUUGAACGCGCGACAAGUACUGUAGGUGUAUUGGAUUCUAAUGUCGUUUGGUUCUCAGUUAUUUUAUUCUUUCGCUUUCGCUUUUUAUUUUAUUCUGUCGCUUACAUCUUUCUUCUUUAGGUUGUGUUUACCAGCAAAGUUUAGUGCGGAAAUUUUACAACUGGGAUGUCAAACAUAUAAUUGAGAGUGGAAUCCCGGCAAGAAAAUAACGAACGUUGUUUUCAGCACUUCUUGUUAGUGUUUUUGCCCUUACCAGGGCUCAAAGUUUAAAUUUGAGUUUCGGAGCACUUGUGCUACCAGAUGUAAAUUUUUAGGCGCACAACUGAAAAUUUUAGGAGCACAGUUUAUAAUGUUGGGAGCAUCUAUUUCAAAAGAAAAAGUAAAAAGCUCAACAGUGCCACGUUUAUUUGUCAUCUUCAGUUUGUUACUUUUACUUCCGUCCUGUGAUUGAUAAAACACAGCCGAUUUGCUACGCAGUAAUACCGUUGUGAUUUUUAAUACUAAUUUCUCUUUUUGACAGUACAGCUGUGACUAAAGAAAACUUACACUUGAAAAAAAAUUCAAAACUGACAACAACGAGUGUGUCGAACGAGAAUGAAAGUUAAUCUUUAAUGAAUUUGUCAAAUGCGCAAUGACUUACAUGUACCUGGGAUAUGACUUAAAAACUUUCUUACCUGGAAAAAAAGGCUCUUAAUCCGCACUGUUUUUGUUUUGAUUGACCUUAAAACUGAUCGUUCGACAUGAUCGUCCAUUGCGCAAAAAGCACGUGUUUUGUUCGUAGCAUAUAUUUGCAUGUGUCAGCGGUGUUUAUUACAAAACAGAAGAGUCUGGGAUGGAGUAAAACAUCGAAACGAAAAAGAACAUUCGAGUUCGUGGAAUCCAUUUGGAGAAAAGACCAAUUAAACAUACACCGUCUUAUCUGGUUCGAGUUCGUAAGUAUAGUCCGAAGCAAGUCAGUCGCACUGAGCUUUGGGUUUUAUGGCGCACAGGUGCGAUUACACAUGAAUUUUUAGGCGCACAACCAAAAAUCCAGUCGCAUAUGCGACCAGUUGGUCGCUAACUUUGAGCCCUGCUUACCUUGUAACUGUAGAAGAGAGGUUCUACAUAGCAAGACAUUAAAGAGAUGGACGUUUUAGUUAAGAAACUUGGUUUCCAGGGAAGUAUUAACUUAUAGUUAGAUAUGACUAGAUAUUGUUAUAAACCACACUAAUUUCUUUCCCAGAUCCUUGCCUUUAAAGAAGUUAUGGGUGUGGCUUGUCUCAGUAGCCUGCUGUCAGACUGGUCAGCAGAGGCUUAUGGCAACCGGUUUGUUGCUAAGACUUCUGUUGGUUGUCUCUGGGUAAGUCCCACCUCACGUGAUGUAUUAUGUUUGAGUGCAACGCCAUGCAACACGCAGCAACUUAGCAGUCCUAUUAAAAACACAUUGUCUGUUAAAAGAACAGUUGAUAUUAUGAUGUUAGUUCUAUUCAUACGCGGAUGGAGGAGACUCAGGGGCAGUCCGAGUUGGGUGCUGAGAAAAGGCGCCACGAAAGCAUUCUCCCGACUGCCUCAAGGCCUCCGAGGAUGAGUGUUACUUUAUUUUCUGACCCUUAUAGCAGAAAAGUGAGCAACAUUAAUGAGCCUGAUAAAUUAGGGGAAGAGUUAAAUAAUGGAAUGUGAUUUAUUAUACUAUUAAUGUUUUCCGUAGGCAAGCUAGAGAUAGCGAUGGUUCUUGCUCGCCCCCAAUGGAUGAGAGUGAAAGACCUGAUCUGAGUCUGUUGAAGCCCCUUUGGUCACUUUAUACGGGCAUGCUGGAAAAAGAAGGUCAGAAAACAGCAAUCUAACCAGUGAGCUAGGCUAGGUAGACCGACCAAAAUAUGGGAUACUUAUUUUACUCAGAAAGGUCAGAAAGAUGUGUCCUUGACUAUCAACAUUCUCUGUGCGGAUUACCAGUAUUGCAGAUUCAAAAUACAAUCAAUCAAUCAAAGACUUCAUUACUUCGAAUUUGUUGAUAGCAAAAUUGCUAAUUUUGUUCUCGAGUCCAGCGUUCAUUUGUGCAAUGGCGAAAGGAAGAAACUCCAAACUCUUUGAGAACCAAACUUUAUUCUCUUGAUAAUUAACCUUGCCGCAUGUUGGAACUUUCAACUCAUACACUUCGUGAUUCAAGAUGGUUCUCUCUCUUAUGUUCGAAGAUCAGACAUGUUGGUAAAUUUGUCUGUCUGUUUUUUUUUUUUGUUUGUUUCUGUUUUAACAGGAUCUGGUUCAGCUCCAACAUUAGUUCCUCCUGUACUCAGAGGCCUCACGGAACUUUUUCUUGUAGUGGAAAACCUUGCACAGGUCAGACUUCAAUCUUCAUCCGAAAUAAAUUAGAUAAGAAUGGACGAAGUGAUCACCACCUUUUGACCGUGUGGAAUGCAAUCUCUCCCUAAUAAGCUUUGUUUUCUGUCUGUAUAGGAUUGGGGUGUGGCAGAGGACCUGGUCGUUGGUUUUACGACAAUCGAAAGCUUGAAGAGAUGCUUCUCUCAGGUAGAGAAAAAUUCAGUUGCUAAUUGAGAAAUCUCCUGCAGUGGCGGCUGCAGUAUUUUGACAGUAUUGACAGACAUAUGUACUGCAUGUUGUUUCUUGAAGGCUGUUCAAAGGGUUGGUCUGAUCGGUCUUGCCAUUGGACAACCAAAUCAAGCGUCCGAGGCACUUGUUAAGGCUGCAGCUAACCCCCAGAGCAAGCAGGAUGAAGAUAAGAAGGUAUCCGUCAAAAUGAUUCUUAGAAAACGGACCAUGUAUUUAUGAUCCACCCAGGAGCAUAAAUACAUGCUGUUCAAAUAAUGCUUAGCUAUACUCGGCACAAGAUCACCUCUCAUUCGAGAAGGGCAGGAUUAUAUAAUGAAAAUACGUUUACUUCAUGUCGCAUAAACCCAUCUCUCAUUGGCUGGGUACCUGUGGCUGUCACUCUACAACUGAUAGAUAACAUUUGCUUUACUACUAAUAAUUAUAAACUUAAUUAAUCAAUAGAUUUUAAGUAACGUUGUAGUCUCUGGUAAUUUAUAAAUACAGAGUAUGACUGAAAUCAGCUUGCUGAGUCCGUUUCAGCAAGGUAAACACGGUAAAUGGCACUGACUGUGUAUAAAUAAAAUCAAUUAUAUUAUAAUUAUUGUGUUUGUAAUGUUAGGCGAUUAUCCUUUUGGUAUUUCUUUUGGCCAAAUCUUAUAAUGUUAACCUUGUAUUUCCUAUAGGAGAAGUCCAAAUCAGACGCGGCAGUUCG
Messenger RNA from Porites evermanni, 45520 nucleotides. The record is from the annotation of a GenBank genome assembly. Lineage: Eukaryota; Metazoa; Cnidaria; Anthozoa; Scleractinia; Poritidae.